AUGACAGAUCCUAUGAUGGACUUUUUUGAUGAUGCCAACCUCUUUAGUGAUACCUUAGAAAGUUUGUCUGAUGAUGCUUUUGUACAAACUGGACCUGUUUCACUUGUUGAUGAAUUGAACUUGGGUGCAGAGUUUGAACCUUUACACAUCGACUCGUUAAACCAUGUGCAGGAAACGCAAACUCAACAAAAGAUAAAUGAAUUUGGGCAGCUAAAUCAGUAUGAUUCAUUGAAACUUCAAGUAAACCAGUCCUUCAGCAGCCCAGCUGAAAAUGUUUUAUCACCACACUCUGAGUUUAAUUGCUCACCCAUCCAUCCCCAAAGCCAAACCAAUGGGAUGUUUCCUGAUGUGGCAGAUGGAAGCCCAAUGUGGGGACACCAAACUUCUAGCAGUGUUUCAAAUCAGAAUGGAUCCCCUUUUCACCAAGGUCGUUCACAAUCUAUGCAGCAGAACAAAAGCUUUGUAGCACACCAUGAUUUUGCCUUAUUUCAGGCCAGCGAACAGCACCAUCCGUGUGCCUCAUUGCAGUCGCAGCAAAACAGAAAUGGCAUCAAUGCAGGAGAGGACACUCAAAGUCAGUCAGAAAACUUCAUGGAGGUUAAUGCGUCUGUUCCACAUAGAACCAGUGUUUCUCAUGCACCUCAAGGUGCUACUCUUUCAGACUCACAACAGUCUAUCUCUGUGCAGUCAUUUUCUCAGACUGCAAGUGACUCACCUCACUUUUGUGGGACUCAGGACGGAAACUUUGAUGGACACUCUCCUACUAUAACUCCAUGCUCUGUUAAUACACAGUUUUCACCUCCUUAUUCCUACUCUAGUAACCAUGUUUCUCCUACCAGUCUUCUACAGUCUUCGACAGCUCUUUCUGUUAGUCAACAAACUCAUUCUCUAUCUGAUUUUCCAGAGAGUGAUGCCUUUGCUUCUCAGAUAGGGACCAAGCAAGAAAAUACAGAUAACCUCCUUAACUCAAGUCCAUCUUUAAAUUCAAAUAAUUUCCAUGCGUUGCAUUCAGCACAUCCUCGGGGCAGCUUCAGUGGUUCAAAACUGUCUGCAGUGAACAUUAAUUUUUCUGCCCCUGCUGGCUCUGGUCCUCAGCUGAGCUAUUUCAGUGAUCCUAUAGAAGGCAAUGGUUUUUCGUCUUUGGAUGAGAAUUUGCUUCAUCAAGUCGAAUCUCAAGCUGAAUCAUUUACGGAACUUGAUCCAGAAACUCUCCUUCAGGAAGAUCUCCUUCCCCAGUUCAGUGAAUCUACAUUUGUGCAGGACAGCUCAAGUAAUGAGUUAGAACACCACCUAGAACACCAUGUUACCCCACAAGUGACAGAGCCCUCCCACCUUGUUCGGACUCAGACUCAAAAUUGCAAUCAUCCCUGGUAUCCUCCUAGUUCUAAUCAACACCUGCAAGAGCGAAAGCGUGUAAAUGCUCAAGGGCAGGUAGGUAAUGCUUUUCUGGGAGGGUUAUAUUUUGCUGUAGCUAGUUCAUUUUUACCUUGCUAUUAGUCAAAAGUAGUUAGUAGUUCAACCAAUAUAAGGAGGCAGAACCAUAAUCCAUUAGUAAGAAGAACUAUCCUGAAGUAUAGGAUCCUGUUUAAAAAGGGGGUUGGGUUGGUGAGGUUUUUAUAACUUUUCGGCUGUUUGAGAUGGAAUACUAAAUAGCAUUUAAAUCUUAGCUCUAAAUGCCUUUUGCACACUUCACUUUACAGUGUCUUCCAUCUCAGAAAAUACAGCAUUCUGCCAUAUCUUCCAAAAUUGAAUACACAUUUCAGUUUGUUUCUGUACGACUUGGCAGACUGUUAUUUUUGCUUUCGUUACUGCCAACUGUUGAGUUUUGUGGUAUAAACUGGAAGAAAAAAAAUUACAAAAAAGUGUUGAGAAAUAAGCUUUAUAAUGCUGCUUGCUUUGUUUUUUUCUCCCCCAUAUCAAAUUAAUUGAAGUUAUAAAACACCUUUGUGGUCUUUUUAAUAACACAUAGAGGUAUGACUCUAGCUUUGAACAUUGUUGCCAUGAAGAGUUGUAUAUAUAACUAUUAUUGUUUAAAUUUAUAAGCAGAAUUGAAUAUAUAUGCGCGCACACACACAUACAUACACACAAACACACACACACACACACAUAUAUAUAUAUAUAAUGUAACAAAUAUCAGCAAUAUAUAAUAUUGAUGGAAAUACUGGAUUCUGUUUUUUCUAUUUAUGUAGGUGGCUGUGGAUUUUAAUAUUUUAUUAUGAGAACCUAGUAUUUACUUUGAAAACAUUUUGGAGCAAAUUAUGGUGUAAUUUAUAGUAGUGAGCAUAAAACACCCCUUUGAUUUCAAAUCUGUUAUUAAUAGUGACUGCUAUUUGAGCAUAAAUUUUCCAAGAGAGUAUGCUUUUUGACAUUUUGGCAUGACCAAAUACUAGUGUAAUAUAUUCUUUAUAUUUCAUUUGUCUAUUUCCUUUUGGGCUGUAAAAUACUUUUUUCUCAUGUGUUAAGCAUAGCAUGAAUCUAGAAGAAUGCAUCUUUCUUUUCUUUGAAGGCAGGUGUUGCUUAGCAGUAGUUAACCACAUAACAGUUAGAUGGCAGAGGUACUUGAUGCUGUUAAAUCAUUAAGUCUUUAAGGUCACAAUGAUUAAUAUGGUAGAAUGUCUAGGGAACAUAAAUGAUAUUGCUCAUGAGCCCUAAAUAUGAGAUCACCGAGCAUUCAAAAUUCUGCACAAUGGGUGACAAGAUAAUCAUUUGUAUGAACUGAAGUGAUAUGUCAAACACUAAUUAUUAUGCUGGCCAUCCUAAUCUUCGAUUUAAGCAAGGGUGCCUAACUCACAGGCCAUUUAUUUUCAUUUACAAAUUUGUAAACCACUUCAUACCCUGAAGCCACUGACCAUUUUUAGUAGCCAGCUAAGCAUCAAGACUUAAGACGCCUGCCUAAUUUCAGCUGGUAAUUGAUUCUAGAGGGCUAGAGUUGUAACACAAAAGCCCAGUUUGGGGUGAACAUCUGGGGCAUGCAGAAUUCUCAACCAUGCCCCUUCUGAGGAGUGCAUUGGCUGGGCAGGGAUAUAUGGAACGAGGCCAUCCCUUAGGUAGCCUGGCCUCAAGUUCUUGACCUUCAAAAGUUUUAUGUGAACCCCAGAAACAUGCACACCAGCUUUGUGAGGUCAUGUUUAACUCUCUUUGCACUUAGCAGAUGGUUCCUGCUGUGUCCAUUCCAUUCCCUGGCUCUUUUUGUCCCAAAACUGCAUCCCUAAGCUUUCUGACCUUGCUGAUAUUUUGCAUUUCCACAUACUGGUAAACUUUCUGCUAAUGUCAGGUGAACUGCAUUUUGCUGAUUAUGUUCUGGGGAUAGCGCGUAAACCAAAUUUCAUAUAGUCAAAACAGAUUGUGUUCAAUGGCAGGUGGGAUUGGCAAAGUCUUUUUUCCUGGAUGCCCGCCCCCUUUUAAAAUGUUUUUAUUUUUUAUAGCCAAGCAUGUAUAGCUGAAUCCACAUGAGUAAAUGUGUGUAAGUUGCAAGUUACCUGUAUUAUUAAAAAGAUAAUAUCCAGAGUGCAGCUGAAGCAUCUGCUCUUAGGGACAAUCAUGAGGUAUCAUCUUUUCAGAAUACCUCAGUGGGAGCCAAAUGAAGCAAGCAUCUCAAAGUAACAUUGAGGUUUGUGAUAAGGGCUGAAUGAAACCAGCUGAGCUGAACGAUAGUGUAUUUUAUCAUCGUCAGGGCAAUCCUGGUGUAGGAUAUCCUCCACUACCAGUGCUGCCCUGAGAAAGAAAAAUGCUGAAUGAGUAUGUGUCUACUGAAACAAUCCCCCACCCCCGUUCUGACUGCUUGCUUGCAUGUUUGCAGACUGCUCAUCCAUCCCCCUUCUCUGCUGAGCAUGUGGAUUGUAGUGUGUGUGGCAUGUGGCAGUUUAGGUGUGGCCAAUCCUCACUGCAUCCCUCAGGCCCAAAAAAGUUAGUGCACCUGAGUUAAACCCAUUAUUUAGUUGCUUACAUUCCAAAUAGUUUUACUUUCCCACCUGCACACACAUACAGUGGUACUUCAGGUUACAGACGCUUCAGGUUACAGACUCCGCUAACCCAGAAAUAGUACCUCGGGUUAAGAACUUUACUUCAGGAUGAGAACAGAAAUCGUGCAGCGGCAGUGCAGCAGCAGCAGUGGGAGGCCCCAUUAGCUAAAGUGGUGCUUCAGGUUAAGAACAGUUUCAGGUUAAGAACGGACCUCCGGAACGAAUUAAGUAUGUAACCAGAGGUACCACUGUAUCUACAUUUGUUUAUGUUUUACCCGAAAGACAAGAAAAAGCAACUCUUCCAAAAGCUUACCUGAAUGUAAUUCUUAAUUGUCAGUUAUGCCCAGGUGAGCGGUUAUUUUAGAAGUUUUGAGUUGCAGAGCUUGCUGUUCCUAGAAUGUCUGUUAGGAAGUACACCAUUAGGAGAGGUGAAAUCAGUGUUUUGCCAGUAACCUCAUCAGCCUUGAAAAUAAACUACUAGCCUGCAAAAAAAAAAAAGUUACUCUGCCUGCUAGAGGAUGACAGAGUGAGUAGUGGAGAGCCCUGCUGGAUUCAGAGGAGGGAACUUCCCUUCUCUAGUAGCCCUUUUGGUUUCUGUGCUUGGUGCAGAAGAGAGAUGAAGCAUUUCAUUCACUUGCAUGGAAUUCUGUGCACUCACCUGUCUGCUAUUUCUUUUCAGCUAUGACUACCAAGCUAGUGCUAAAAUGCAAAGCUAAAGCUGGUGAAGGCUGCUAGUGAAGCAAAUUUUAGCAUGAGAGAAAUGAAAAUGUGGUAACAUUGACAUUGCUUGAAAUAUUACUGACUUGGUGCUUUUAGACGUUGGCUUAUGUUAUUAAGCUCUGAUGAAAAAAUAAGCAAGAUAAAUUUCCAGUUAUGUGGAUGCAUCUAUGGAUGCUACAAAAUGACAUGGAUAUGUAAAUGAGACCUUAUGAAGAAGGUUGAUGGGUGCUACGAUGGUUAAUAGGUGUCAGUUAAAAGUCAGAAAUUGCUAACAAUAUUUUGAAAGUUAUAAAUGCAGGUGCAAGUUUCAAAAAAGCCUACAGUUUUUCAUAAGCGGCACCUAAAAUGUCAACACCUAAUUUUUCUCAUUAAUAUCAGUGCAGAGAGGGAGAUAACAUUUGCUAAAUAUGUUAAGAAAUCAGUGACAUUUAAUUUGUCCUCUUUUAUUAUUCAAAAUAAUAAAAUUACUCCAUGACACCAUGUACUGUAGCCCAUUUUUUACUUGUUGCUUUAAAUUUCGGCCUGCACAAAUUAAAUCCUGCAUAUAAUAAUGUAACAUAUUUAAAAGCAAGCAGAUACAAAUUCUUCCCAGUAAUGUUCUUUACAAACUCUUUUGGUACAUGGGGUGUGGACAAAUUUCUAAGUUGUCAGGUCACCUUUUACAUUGUAAGUAUAUUACAAAAAUGUUUUAUCCAUUUUUAUUAAUAUAAUGUUUCUAAAGUCACAAGUUAGACCUUGGUGGUUGUUUGUUGUCUUUCUUGUCAAUUCUUUGUUAGUAUGAGUCCUCCGUGUCCUGGAUUUGCAUGGAAUGACUGCCAGCAGUGAAAUACGAUCCUAGCUAUUACUUGGUGUACUGCACUGCACAGGCUGCCUAGCACUCUGCCAGGAAACUAAGUAACAGAAAGCAGAGUUGUUAACAGUAGCUUUCGUCCUAUUGGCCUCCUCCAUGCAUACUCAAAGCAGAGUACAAACAGGAAGUGGAUUCCAGGAAGGGGAGGGGAGGCUGGAAUUUGUGGAUCACUCCAGUAUAUAAGGAGGAUGUGGGUAGGAUCAAAGCCAAACUAAACUGUAUGUUUAAUUUCUCUGGAACUGGAAUAUAUUAAACACUGUACUCAGAUCUUUUGCAAAGUUUAAGAUUUAAAAUAAUCCAGUAAAAAAUAAUACUCAGAAACAGCUGUAAAAUAAAUUUCAGUACCUAUAGCACGCAUUUUGGGGAUCAUGAUAAAUCAUGGUUUACUGUAAUGGGAGCAAGCCACAAUGAGUCUUAGGCUCAUUUGUUUUGGUCCCCUUUCGUCUAAAUCACCUUUAUAACCCAUGGUUUGAAGUUGAUUUGUUAGAAACAAACCGAAGUUAAUAUUAAUCACAGUUCAUCAAUGACAAGCUGAAAAUAAUUGGGGGGGGGGGAAUAAAUGUAAACGCUUCCAAUAUCCUCAUGGAUAUGUUGGUGCAAUAAAAGAGAGAGGGGAAUACACAAGCUCAAGGUUCACUGUAGCUCGUUUCAACAACAAAAAAUUCCAGUUUAUUCAACCAACUCACAAUCAUAUGUCUCUUACUUAGGAAAGUAGAACUGAUUCUUGUCCUUUCUUCCUGUUAAUAUUCCUGAGAAGUGAAACUUACUGAAGUGUUCCAAAAUGCAUAGCUUAUGUUAUGUGAAGGAAUAUAACAGAAGUUUUCAAACCGUGGUUUGUUGAAAGGUGGGACAAACUCAAUUUCUGCACUUGACCCUAAAAUUGAUUUUUUUUUUUCUUCUGGCAAUAAAGAUCAAGGCUCUUUUGACCAAGCCCAGGUUAACAAGCAUGCUAACAAGGCCCUGGUUUGAUUUUCAAACAAAAAAUAAGUGGUCCAAGACCCCAGCAAUGUUCAGUUGGUCUGCAGAGGGAAAAUUAAAGAACUACUUGUAUCUAGUAUAUAACAUACAUAUAUGACAAUGUUUCUUCCAAAAUAAAUUUAACAGAGCCAAUAAGAGGAAAAACAAAGCUUUAUAUUAUGACCACAAUCCAAAAUACACUCAUAAAGGAGUAAGUCUCAUUAAAUUAAGUAGGAUUUGCUUCUGAGUAAAGAGGCUUGUGAUUGCACUGCAUGUGUUUAAUUAUAUUGCAAAUUUAUCGAGAAAGCUGUGAAAUAAUAUAAAAUCCAUAUUUUGAGUAUAGGUGGGAUAAUCAAGAUAUUUGCUGGUAGAUUUUUUUAUUUUAACAACAUACAAGUUUAAAUAUCAAACAUAAUGUUUCACCCAAAUCUAACAUGAAAUGGCACAUGUAAAGUUCUUUAAAUGGUCAUGUGAUUCAUGCCAAUUCAAAUACAGUGGUGCCUCGCAAGACAAAAUUAAUCCGUUCCGCGAGUGUCUUCGUCUAGCGGUUUUUUCGUCUUGUGAAGCAACCCUAUUAGCGGAUUAGCGCUAUUAGCGGUUUAGCGGCUAUUAAAGGCUUAUCAGCUUAGCAGCUUAGCUGCUAAAAGGCUAUUAGCGGCUUAGAAAAAGGGGGGGGGAAGCGAAAAAAAAAUCUCAAGACUCGCAAGACAUUUUCGUCUUUCGAAGCAAGCCCAUAGGGAAAUUCGUCCUGCGAAGCAACUCAAAAACGGAAAACCCUUUCGUCUAGCGGGUUUUCCGUCUUGCGAGGCAUUCAUCUUGCGGGGCACCACUGUAACGUUAGAUACUCUUGUUAAGAACAAUGUAAAUUUUGCAGACAAUAAAUUGCUCCAUCCCAUCACAUUUUUCUCUCUUGUAGUGAAAAUGCAUUCUACUGCAGUGUUAGAAAUUAGCAAGGCAGCAGGUGCAUUUUGCGACUGGCGCAGGUCCAAUUGUGAUCACAUGGAGAUCUAUGGACACCAGGUUGGCAACUGGGGAAAGCAAAAUGUCACUUAGAGAAGGAUCUGAAAUAUUUUCAUUGAAGCUUCAAUUUGCUUUAUUCUGGAUUGUUUUAUUUGAUGUUUGUUGUAAUUUGUUGUAAACCACUUUGAUAUUUGUUAUUUAAAAUAUAAAGCAGUAUUUAAAUGAAAUGAAUAAUAAUGACAAUAAUAAUAAUUAACACCUCCCCCAGUGGCACCUAGACAUUCCAUUGUGGCGACCGUAACCUAGGUUUAAGGUGCCAUUUGAUGAUUAGAUUAUAUAUUUGAAUUUCUAACACUGUUAAGGAUUCCUAAACUGUCAGCACAAUCUGUUUUGUGUGUUUUGCAGAAGUUCAUUCUUUGCAUUAGAUUAUGGUAUCCUCUCUUUUGUAGCACUACUCUUCAUUGUUUUUCUUUCACAACUCUCAUGAUUUUAUAUUUGAUCUAUGUGGUUUUGCUAAUGUAAGAUACUGUAAAUACACAUUAUUUUUUGUGAGAAAGUAUCCUGGAAAAUGAGUGAUGAUGAUGAUUUCAUUUAUUAAAUUUGUAUACCACCCUUCAUCCAUAGCUCCCAGGGCAGUUAACAACAUAAAAUUACAAAAUAAAAACCACAAAGUACAUAGUAAAAAUAAGAACAACAGCAAACCAAAAAUGUGAAAGAUAUGCAGUGAGGAAAUCCAUCCAGUGUUUUAAGCAAUUACAUGCACUAGUACAGCUGUUAUGGCAUGAAUGUGAGAGCUUUGAUGCACGCUGGGAGUUCUGCAUGAUCAGAGGUUUUCCUAUUCACUUCAAUGGUCUAAUAAUGCUCCAUCCUCAUAAUCCUUUUGUGGAGGAUGAGCUCUAUACUGACUAUGAAGUUCUGUAUAGAUUUGUAUUGAAACUAAACCUUGAUCUUCUCCUUGUAUUGUUUAUACCAUAUAAAAAUAUAGUUUAGCAUUUGAAAUUUAUACUGAUAGUUGCUUAUAUUGUGGGACUCCAUUUGUUUAAUUAUAUGUAGCCUACACUUAGAAACUAUAGCAUCUUCCAACAAUUAAAACAGAAAAAAUAAAAAUAGUUUAUUAUUUUAAAAUAAUAAAACCACACAUCUAACCAGUCAGAAUCUAGCAACAUUUAGUUAAAAACUUGCAUAUACAAAAAUGAGUUCACUUUCAUGUGUUACAAGGAAUUGGAAUCAAUCCAUUAAAGUUCCCAGCUAGUAGGAGAUUGGAUCAGGCUCUCUUCCACGAUCUUAUAAGUAGAUAGGCUCAUUUGUGAGAAGAUGUAGUGAAGAUAUACCAGGUUUAAGCCCAAGUUGUUAUUGUACCAGGAAGGUAGUUGGAAGUCAGUGCCAUUAGCUUAAGUUUGCCUAUCUGGCAUAUGAUUCCAGUUAAAAGAUGGGCAGCUGUGUUUUUGCACACUUUUACAUUAACUUAGUAGUAACAAAAGCAUUGGCAGUGAAUGAAAUCUAUUCUUCAGAUAAGUGUAAAGUGGUACCUCUGGUUACGAACGCUUCAGGUUACAAGUUCCGCUAACCCUGAAGUAGCUGCUCCUGGUUGCGAACUUUGCCCAAGGAUGUGAAUGGAAAUCAUGUGCCAGAGGCAUGCACGCAGCAGGAGGUCCCAUUAGCGAAAGUGCGCCUCAGAAUAAGAACAGUUUCAGCUUAAGAACGGACCUCCGGAAUGGACCUCCAGUAUCACUGUAUAGCCUUCUUAUUAGGUUUGCCUGUGGGAGGAAGGGCAGGAUAUAAAUUUAAUAAAUAUAUAUAAUAAAUAAAUCUGGUAAAAUUUGUUCUUGAAUACAGCAUCCACUUGUAAGUCAAGGGUGUGCCUUAGAUCCAUGGGUAUCUGAUUCCGCAGGGAGAAUGCUAGAGAAAGGGUUCCUAGACUGCAGGACCACAUCGUUCCAGAUUUGUUUUUUUUGUUUUUCCUCCUCAUUCCAAAACUUUUUUCCAGAACUGAGGUCACCACUUGUAGAUGUGGUAAUAAUGCUGGAAAUCAGAAUAUUUCAUAUUUACCCUACUUGUGGCUUCAUAAUAUUUAUUUGUUUGAUACUUUUAUUCUACUAUGUAGUCCUAAAAGACACACAAAGCUGCUUAAAAAUAUUUGCACAAUACAAUUACAUUCAAAAAGAUUUGCACAGAUAAUAAAUUAUGCCAGGUUUUUUUGUCCUCAUUUUUUGUCUUCUCUGGUGUCUGAGGGUGUCCACUUAGGACCCCUGAGGUUAGUGAGUCUGAGCAGCCGGAUCUUACUCAGUGAAUGUUGAAGCCAACUGUGCUGGAAGUUAGCAGUUCACAUGCAACAGCUCUUACUGAGCACCUCUGAAGCAAGGGAAUGAGGCUGAGUUGCUGGAAGUCACUUAGCCCAUUAUGAAAGAAAGAGCUCCCACUGAGGACCUCUGAAGGCAAGUCUUGAUAGUAAUGUAAGAACUGUGUCCAUCCUGGUGCAUGCAGGAAAUACACAGGCAGGGUAUGAGGCAGCAGCCCUCUCCUAUAUGGUUUCCCCUAUCUGGUGUUCAAAUUAUAUCAUAGAAUCUUAGAAUUGGAAGGGACCCCAGGGUCCUCUAGUCUAACCCCCUGCAAUGCAGGAAUAUCAGCUAAAGCAUCCAUGACAGAUGACCAUCCAACCUCUGCUUAAAAACUUUCAAGGAAGGAGAGUCCACUCCAAGGAAGGAGAGUCUCCUGAGGGAGACGGUUCCACUAUCAAAAAGCUCUUACUGUCAGAAAGUUAUUCUGUAUGUUUAGUUGGAAUCUCCUUUCUUGUAACUUGAAACCAUUGGUUUGAGUCCUACCUUCCAGAGCAGGAGAAAACAAGCUUGCUCCAUCUUCCAUGUGACAGCCCAUUAGAUAUUUGAAGAUGGCUAUCAUAUCUCCUCUCAGUCUCCUCUUUUUCCAGGCUAAACAUACCUAGCCCCUUCAAUAAUUCCUCAUAAGGCUUGGCUUCUAGACCCUUGAUCAUCCUAGUUGCCUUCCUAUGCAUAUGUUCCAGCUUGUCAACAUCCUUCUUAAUUUGUGGCUCCCAAAACUGGACACAGUAUUCCAGGUGUGGUCUGACCAAGGCAGAAUAGAGUGGUACUAUUGCUUCCCUUGAUCUGGACACUAUACUUCUGUUUAUUUAUUGCAUUUCAAUCUUGCCUUUGUAGUUCUGAAGAAGUGCUAAAGAUGUCUAGUGUCAAUAAUGAAAACAGAACAAACGGGGGGAUAAACCAUGAAAAAACUUCUUUAAAGAGAGUAGCGACCAAAUAAUAGAAGGCCAAUAAAAUAAUUUUAAAAGCUUGGUUCCUUUUUUAUGAACAGCACUGAGUUUGCUUUUGUCACAGAAAAGCAGGAUAUAAAUGUCCAAAUAAGUAAAUAAAAUUUGAGUAGCAGAUAAACCACAAGUUCAUUGAACUGUACUGUUUUGGAACAUGAACAUUUUAUAUAGUCUACUUUCCAAUUAAAGCAUGAUCUUUCUGAAGCAGUUUGUAGUCCUAAAAUAGCAUAUUAAACAUAAUUUGCAAUCAUACAACACAGAAAAAAUACAAUAGAACAUUGAUAAAAAAUAUAACAGCAUCUAGUUCUCAUAAUUUAAUAUAGAUAUGAAACAGUAGAGAAAGUUGGAGCCAUAAGAAAGUACCCUUAAUACCUGCUUAAUUCCAUUGGUUGAUCCACAAAGUGUUUUAACCUGUACUGAUAGAUCCAAAAGAAUAUGCAGGAAAAUUUCCUUUUGACCUUCAAAUGAAGAUCAUCAACCAAGACUACUAAAGCAAUCUCUGUCCCAUGGCCAAGCUAGAAACUACAGUGGCGUCAUUUUCAAAAGCAUUGGUAUUAAUAUUUUAUUGAAAAGGUUUCAAUUAUAAAGUAAUAAAGUGAUGCAUAAAAAUAAAAGGCACAAAAAUGUGUAGAAAAUAUAUAUAUAAGAAAAAACAUCCUCACCCAUACAUUCUUUUCAGCAAGUACCUGCUUGGGACACCAGCUGAAAGACUGAAUUGUAGGAUCCAAAUUCAAAUGAUUAUUAGUAUAUUAAAACUAUUUUUCAGACUCAUUAUUGUAUGUAGCACCUUGACAUCUGGUUGUGAUCUUUAGGUGCUUGACCCAUGAGUAGAGUUAGGUAUUUUCCAAUCCGUUUAUCAGUGAACUAAUUUCACUGGACACAUUUCUUCACCAUUUUGGGACAAUCUUCUGCCAUGCACACUUAAGUCGUCUCCCCUGCUCUCUUAGCUCUUUUUGUCGCCCAAUAAAUAAAGGCAUGCAGCCCUGCUAUGACAUAGAGAAAUUUCAUGGUGCUGCUGUAUUUAUGCCCAAGGUCAGUCUUCAUUGCAGAGGCGAGUAAGGCCAACUGCACAGAAGUUUAUUAAAUCUCUCAGAAUUUUGGAAAACAAUUAGAUCUAUAGGUCUCCAGGGAUAGGCAAACCUAGCUCACUUCCCACUCGGGGACCACAAAUUCUGUGUGGCCUUGGUAUCUAAUCAUUUUCUACAAGUCAGCUGUGAAGUAUAUUCCUUCUGUGAAUGAUAUGGUGCACAUUUUCAAAACAGAUACAGUUUUCAUCAGAUGGAAUAAAGCUGUGUAUUAAUAACUUUGACUUUUAUAAAGAUUAAUACUUCUUAAACUUUUAUUUUCAGUCUGUUACCCAUUUCAUGGGUUUUGACCAUUUCCUCUCUUUAUAAUAUUUAAGGCUGGCCUCCUCUUCCUUCUGCAACUGUAUUACAGAAUUAUUAUUAUUAUAAACAAUAUUACUUUUGUGGUGUGGACCUCAAAAAUAUGUGAGUAGUAUGGAUUUUGAUCAGUAAGGUCUUACCUACCUGUUCUGUCCAAAUAGAUACAUUACAGAAAGGGAAGGAGAGUAAAGGAAUAUAAAGCAGGCAUGGCUCAAAAUAGCUUCCGCAAAAACACCUCUGUACUGUCCUGCUAAAAUAUCAAGUGUUCACAUGGAAAAAAAUGAUGCAUGUCAUUUUGUAACAGUAAAUAUCUUAUAUGGUCCUUGUGCUUCUGGACUUCAAAUAUUUUUGCUUGUGGACCUAGUAUUAUAAAACUGUAGGAGGGAUACUUUGAAAUGGAUGUCAGAUUUCAGUGUGUUACUUGAGUGUGGUGUGGAAUACAUAGGUAUUAUUUUCAACUACUGUAGCAGCUGGAAGAGUAAGAGUUAACUACUGUACCACAUGUAGGGAAGAACAGUCUAUUGAGGGUUAAAUUACAGAGUCUAAUGGAAUAAUAACUGGUAGCACCAUCUGCUGGCCUACUUCCGCAGAAGGAGUCAGUAUUUUUAACGACAUCUCUAAUAUUCAUGCUGAUGCAUUUUGAUGCUUUGUGCAUUCAUUUCUUUCUGUGUUUUGUUGGAAUCUGGCUAUCUGCUUACAGCUAUUGUUGAAAUUCUGCUGUUCCAUGGAGGUUGACGGUUUCUCAUACAGUAGAUAAACAGAGGACUCUUGCUUGUCAAGGAAGGAAUAUGUUGAUAAUUCACAAUGUGUAUUUGUGGAAGGUUGUGUCUAUCCUGGCUUUCGGCUUACUAAAUAGGCCAUUUAGCAAUCUUCUUUCAAUGCUUUUCUCUUGAGCACUACCUCGGGUGGUGAAAAAUCAGAGGGCAAGCCUUUGUCUAAUGCCAAAAAUGUCUUCAGUGAAGAGGCCAAGAGGAAGGGUAAGUGAAAGCUUGAAUGAGUGGGAGGAGGAGGGGUUCUUUGGGCUAAAAGGCUAAUGGGAUUGAAUAACCUUCCUUAUUACUGGCUGCUGCUGCGGGAGUCGUGCUGCAUCGCCAUCUUGAGCUUGUUGCUGUUUUCUCGAGUCUUGGUGAUUUGUUGUAGCCUGCAGGCCUUGAGGUGGCAUUUUACUUAGCUAUCAUAAACCCUGCUUUCUUCUUCGUGCUGCAGCACUGCUGUUAAGCUUUGAUGAGGCACGUAUAGAAAAAUGUAUCCAGUAAAGCGAACUGGAUCUGGCCUGAAAAUGUGUUUGGAAAUUCCUGGCUUUCCCCUAUGCUGUAGUCAGAGGCACAUUUAUGGGUGAGAACAUAGCAGAAUUGUUAUCUGCUUUUUUUGUCUGUUUGGAUAGGAAAUUCUUUCCAUUCCUUACGUUUGUUUUUUUUUAAAGCUGUCCUCCGUCAGAUCUUCGAGAGGCUGCUAUAAUUAUUUGUGCUAGAAACAGGAAUUUCAGUGUGCGUACAUUUAGAAACAACAACCAAACAAAGGAGCUGUUUAACUGUUUCCUGUGAUCAGUUCUACAUGAAUUUCUAAACAAAGGGUAUUUUUUGUAACUAAUUGACUGAAAUUGUUUUAGCGUUAUAUGCCUAGUUUACCUGUGAAAGCUAAUUUGGCUUAAAUAUAUUACAUCUGAAUGUUGAACAUUGUAUUAUGUACAGAUUUUGCUAUGACGUUAACUUUUAUGUUAUGUAAGUUUUUAUAAAUUUGCUUUUGUUUCAUCAGUAUAUGGUUUCUGUAUCUGGCUAGAAAUUCAAGAUUUAUAAAACAGUAUUUUUUAUGUAUAAACAUUCUUUUUACAUGGGAGUUGUAUAGAACUAUUUGGCUUAUCCUGAAUAUUUUUUUAAUCAGUGUGCCAUAAAUAAAAUGUUUUAUUACAUUUAAAAUACAACUUAAAUGGUCACAAAAAAUUGGUAACUGUAUGAUGAAAAUUCUUUUAAAUUAUGUUUAUAUUUUUAUUCACACUGGUGAAGGGUGAGUAGGUUGUGAAUGUAGAUUAAUUUUCAACUGAAGUGAGAUAGCGCAUAAAAUAUGGAAGUAAAAAAGAAGGUAAACAGUAAAAUGGAGAAUGUGAGUAAAUGCAGUUGGAACAGGAGUUGUAUUAUGGCCCACCCUCAUCAGUACAUGAAGACUGUAAACUGGACCCUCCCCAGGCACAGAUGCUAAUUUAGUGGACACCCCCCCCUUUAUUUUUACAAGGUUGUGAACAAUUCAGCCUAUGAAAAUCUUAUGGAUAGAGAAUUUUCACACUAGACAAAAGUUUUUAGAAUUUAGAAGUUACAAUUUUUAAAGAUUUAUAACUUCAAACAACACCAUUUUUACCUUUUACUUUUCUAUAGUACAGCUGCCAGCUCUAUUAAAAUGAGAGAAAAAACUUAGAAUACUUCUUUGAGUUUAACAUUUAUAUGUCUGUUUCCCAAGCCCCCUUUUAUUGCACAUGCAAAGACCUGGUCUAAUACACAGUAAUGUAGUAAUUUUACUAUAACUUAAAGCUACAGUAUCCCCUCGAUUUUUCUAAAUAUUGUCUGUGACAAAGAAUGUCACAAAGAAUGCAGAUAAAAAGUUGGAUAGCCCCCCCCAUACCCACUCAGGAAUACUAUAGCUUUAACAGAUGGUGUUUUUAUACUGACUUCUGUAUGAUUUUAUGAUAGAAUGAAAAUGUUUUAUUUUUAUUGCAUUUGCAUGGAUUAUCUAACUAUAUUAUAUGUGAUUAGGGCUUCAAUCUGCAGCAUACUUAUUAGUAAGCCUUAAAGAACACAGUAGAUCUUAUUUUAAGUAUAGAUGUGUAGGACUGUGCUGCAUGACUGCAGUUAGACUAUGGAAUAAGCACUGGGACUAUCUCCUGAGUAAACAUGUAUAAGCCUGCACUGCAAAUGUACAGUAUAAGACAACACAUUUGUUUCAGAUGAAUAACGUAUAUAUAUAUUUUUUUCUUGCAGCCUCCUUCCUCCAAGAAAACAGAUGGUUCUGGGACAUAUGCUAAGUUGCAGAAUACCCAGGUGAAAUCUAUGUCUGAGAAAAAACAGAAAAAAAAGGUGGAAUCUGAAAGUAAGCAGGAGAAAGCUAAUCGCAUAAUAUCGGAGGCAAUAGCAAAAGCAAAAGAGAGAGGGGAGCGAAACAUUCCACGAGUAAUGAGUCCAGAAAACUUCCCAAGUGUUUCAGCAGAAGGAAGAGAGGAAAAGAAGGGCAGGAAAGUUAAAUCAAAACCAAAAGACAAAGAAAGCAAAAAACCCAAAACUGGCUCUUCAUCCAAAACUAAAGAGAGAGCAAAAAUUGGGUAAGUGGGCUAACAUUCUGUUGUCUGACAGUUUAGCAUCCCAACCAUAGCCAACGUUUAUGUGGAACUUGAUUUCAGCAGGGCUUAUAUACAAUAAAACAUGCAUAAUAUUGCAACCUGGGGGUAUUUGAAAGAGUUGAGAUAACACAGAGAGGAUUUUUUUUUUUUACAAGGGUUGAGUAAGUAGUUAGAUAAGUUCUAUUUUUUUUAAAAAAAAAACUUAUUGUGAGAGUCUAGUUUUUCCUGGGUCAUUGUAUAUCACUGCAUGAAAGCAAAAUGCCCCAGGAACUCUUAAGCUACUGCAGAAAGUGUUGGAACUGCUAAAUGUAGGUGGCAUAUCUGCUGCUGAUUUUUAGUCCAGUUCCAGUCCUUAUCGUUAAUAUGAGAGAUAAUACAAUAUUUGAUGUAUUCAUUCUUAAGUGAAGUUUGCAUGAAGCAGAAUCCUAGGAUCUGUGGUAUUUGCAGUCUCUGCAGCUCAGACUGGGCAGGAAGAUACCCUGCCAACAAUUUAUUUCAGGUCCCAUUUGUUUUCAUAUAUAAUAUCCUAGCCUUAAUCAAAACCAUUUUGGGCUGGCUGGCUUUGUAUAUAAUAUGCAGGAUGUCUCUGUGUGCAUCCCUUACUGCAAAGAGCUUUUGUUACUACAAUAUGUUGAAUUCAGUUGUUAGAACUAGGGUAUUCUAAUAUAGUGUAUUAACUUAAAACUUUCUCUUAUAUAAUAAUUGUGCUGUGGGAUAAUUUUGUAAGCAUUUUGGCCAUGUGUUAUGAUCAAGUGCUAUAGUUCUUAGCAUUUCUCAUAGCAGUAUUCUUGUAACAAUUGGCUUCUACGCCAAAUAUGUAUUGUCCUUUGCAGUCCUUUUUCCAUUGCUGUUGUGCACCUAUGUGUGUGUGCAGAUAUAGAUAUGUACUGUAUAAUGUAUUUGGGUUUUGUGGGUUUACUUGCACAGCUUGGAAUGACUGUUGAUCCAAAACUUUUAAACAAUCAGAUGGGUUGAUGCUUGUCUUCUCCCUGGGACCUGCAGGGUUCCAUUUCAUCAGUGCUUGUGUUCAAAAUGGAAUUGAGGAUGCUACAUAAACUCUUGGAAUGAGGGGCCACAAUGUCAUUGAUGGGUUUCAUCCUCUGAUCAAGCUUCCACGUUUGAGUGCUUAUGUAUUUUUUGCAUUGACUGAAAUGUCAUAUAGCGGAAGUGGACAGAUAUGCUUUCCAUCUGGUAUGAAUUCUGCAGUCCUUUCAUUUACAUUCCUUUUCAACAGACAUAGCUGUGUGUUUUUUGUAAACUACACUGAAAGAAAGAAUAUAGUGAAAGAAUUUUUUAACCAAAUAGAUUUAAAUUUGAAGUGUUUAUAAUAUUAUGUAUGUUUUUAAAGAAAAAAAUCAACAUUGAGCAUUGAAUAUUAUUUUAGAAUAGUGAAAGCUUUUUAAUAUAUACUUUGUUGCAUAGUUCUACACAGGCUAUCCUUAGGCAGAGUAAUAUUUCUGACUUUUAACAGAAAAAUACUUAUUCUUACUAUUUAGUGUGUAUUUAAGUAUAUUGAAUUGUAUCCAACUAAAUCACACUCAGGUAGUACCCCUGAAAGCAUUGGACUUGAUUUAGCCAUGACUUGAACUCAUCAUGUUGUCUUCAAAAUUGUACAUACUAAUACAAUGUCAGGAAGAAUGAAAGGCUAGACAUUUUUAUUGGUUGUGGAAUAUCCAAUGUAUAGUCCUGCCUUUGUCUUCUUCCAUUCUACUUGUAUAUAUUUUGUCAUAUUUCUUAUUUUGCCUGGAUUAGCCUUCGUAUCUGCUUCUAUCAAGCACAUCCCUCUUAUUUAAGAAGCAGUUUAUUUAUACAGUGCCAUCUAUGUACAUGGUCCUUUUCAAAGAACAAGUUUGACAGAUAACACCCCCAAAGGGCUUAUAGUUUAAAAAUAGAUAAAAGGGAAAUGGAGGCAGGGUAAACAGGGAAAAUAUGUAACUAUUUGGGUUAGACUUUGUUAAAGGACAUAAGAUAGUAUGCCUAAAUUCUUUGUCAUAACCCACUUAUGCAGCAAAGCUUUCCUUUAACUAAUCUGAAGUCCCUUAACUGUAUCUUCAUUGCAUUUCCAGAACCCACUAAACUUCCCCAACACAUAGCUGUUGCCACAUAGUUCUCUCCAUUCACUUAUAAAUUGUUGAUCUAAUGCAGAUUGGAAGCUUUUCCUUCCAUUUUGUAUUAACCAUUGUUUUAGCAUUUCAUCUUAAUUUGGACAAAGCGGCUUACUAAAACCAACUUCAAACUUUUAUCUAUGAAGCAGAAUUAUUUUCAAUACAUUUAUUUUAUAAGCCUCAACUUCAUCCAAAAAUGUAUUUCAGGGUGGUAUGCAUUGAAUUUAAAAUUUACAAAUACAAUAUAAAAUGUAAUCAAUAAUCCAUCAAAAUUUAAAGUAAUAAAAGCUAUCUAGUUGGCUAAAAAAUACUAUAUUUAAAAAUGCCUGGGGAAAUAGAAAUGUUUUCACCUGACAUUGGAAAGAAAGCAGCAUCUGUGCCAGGCAUCCUCCUUUAGGAAGGCAUUCCACACAGGGUACAAAUAAGGGCCUCUUCUGAUUAUCUUAAUGCAUCUGUAGGUUGGUUCCAGAAGAGGCCAUCCUUCAAAUAUUUGCAUCCCAAGUUGUUUAGGGCUUUAAAGGUAAGCACCAGUACCUUUAAUUGGGUUUUGUAGUGAAAAUGGAAGAAAUAAGAGUUCCUUUAGAAAUGAUUUAACUUGCCUCUGCAUAAAUCAACCAGGACCCUAGUAGCCAAAUUUUGUUAUAGUUGAAGUGUCUGAACUGUGUUCAAGGACAGCCCUACAUAUAAUGCAUUACAGUAAUCAAACCUAGAAUUUACCAGAGCAUGGAUCAGCAUGGUCAGACUGUCUUAGUCUAGGAAAGACCAAAGCAGAUGAACUUAUCACAUUUUAGGAUUUGGACAAAACACCAACCUGUGGUUAAUUGAAAAUAGAAGCAAAAGCUUCCGAUAGCAUCCUCAUUACUACACCAGUAGGGGAGAGUACAUACCACUCAGGGUCAUUCCACUAUGUUAUUGUUAUGUGUGAAUGAGACCUAAUUGCUGUGUAGGACUUAGCACAAUGUUGCUAAUUUGGUAAAUAUUUAGAAGUUGUCAGGGGUGGCUGGUUCAUAAGGGGAAAGGGGGCCGUUCCCCACCAAGAGCAGCCAUUGUGCCACAGCAGACCCUGGUUCUCUCUUAACCCCAGAGCUUCAGCUCACUCUUCCUCUCCACUUCUCUCACAUCCUAAUUGUUCACUCUCUGCCUGUCUUCCAGCUUGGAGUCUGCAUUACUAUGACAUAGGCAGGCCUGCCCACACACUUCUCCAGAAAAAAGGGAGAAAUGGUAACUUAUUUCAAAAUUUCCCAUAGGAGAAUCUUGUUCCAUUGAAACACCUAGUCAAUCAGGACAAUUAUUUACUGCAAUUUGUAUGAAGUGAUUUGUUCCAGACUGAUGCCUGCACCCAAUUCACUGCAAGAACUUCAUACCAUUUCCCUCACCAGAGUGGUGUCCCUAGACCAAUCAGAAUUUAGUUAGGAUGCUUUCAGCCAAUCAUGUUUUUGCUGCAGUACUGUUCUGAGAGAGAGGCUUAGCUAACACAUCAUUUUGGAGACUGGACUGAAGUAGCAGAAGGAACAGGCAGAUUGUGUUGUGUUGGUGGAAAACAGAGGCAGAGAACUGAGAGGCACAAAUACAAGAUGGGUGACACCUGGCUUGAGAGCAGUACAUGUGAAAAGGAUCUAGGAGUCUUGGUUGACCACAAACUUGACAUGAGCCAACAGUGUGACGCGGCAGCUAAAAAAGCCAAUGCAAUUCUGGGCCGCAUCAAUAGGAGUAUAGCAUCUAGAUCAAGGGAAGUAAUAGUGCCACUGUAUUCUGCUCUGGUCAGACCUCACCUGGAGUACUGUGUCCAGUUCUGGGCACCAGAGUUCAAGAAGGACACUGACAAACUGGAACGUGUCCAGAGGAGGGCAACCAAAAUGGUCAAAGGCCUGGAAACGAUGCCUUAUGAGGAACGGCUAAGGGAGCUGAGCAUGUUUAGCCUGGAGAAGAGGAGGUUAAGGGGUGAUAUGAUAGCCAUGUUCAAAUAUAUCAAAGGAUGUCACAUAGAGGAGGGAGAAAGGUUGUUUUAUGCUGCUCCAGAGAAGCGGACACGGAGCAAUGGAUCCAAACUACAAGAAAGAAGAUUCCACCUAAACAUUAGGAAGAACUUCCUGACAGUAAGAGCUGUUCGACAGUGGAAUUUGCUGCCAAGGAGUGUGGUGGAGUCUCCUUCUUUGGAGGUCUUUAAGCAGAGGCUUGACAACCAUAUGUCAGGAGUGCUCUGAUGGUGUUUCCUGCUUGGCAGGGGGUUGGACUCGAUGGCCCUUGUGGUCUCUUCCAACUCUUUGAUUCUAUGAUUCUAACUACUACAAGAUAGGAGGACUGCACUUUCUGUUGAAUAGAAAGUUCUCCCCCUACACCUUUGUUUCUUCUUUUCCCCCUUCUAAUCCUUAGACUUGCUCUCUCGUCACCCUAUGUCAUCCUCACUGUUUCUUCCCACUCCUAGACUCUUCCCCUACUUCAAUCUCUCUCCUUCUCUCCCAGCCCCCUUAAACUUUCUUGUGUUUUUGUCUCUAUUCCAAGUGUGCUCUAUUGUGGCAUUCACCUUUAUCAGCUGUUUGCCCUACGUUUUGCUCCAUCAGCCGCCACGAGUAGUUGUAUGAACAGAGAGAAAUUAAAGAUAAUACUAGAAUGGGAGAUUGAAGUGUGGAGUAUGACUGUGUCUGCUUCAAGCAAGUCAUCCUUAUCAUCACACACAGAGAGAGAGAAAGAGAGAGAGAGGUUUUUCUUCACUGUGACUACAAGGAGAGUGAAAGACACUCCUUACUCAAUAUAUAGUCUUAGUCAAACUGUGCAGUGUUGUGGCAGAUGCUUCAUUGUGAGGUUGAGAUAGCAAAUGUUAGUGAGCAGCCUCAUAGUCCUAACAACUUAGCUGAAAGUAAUUUCAGGGCAGAUAACCCAAAUGACAUGCUGGGACAGAUACAGGAAUUAAAAUGGUGUUUGGUCAUGCCGGCCAUAUGACCCAGAAAGCUGUCUGUGGACAAACACUGGCUCCCUCGGCCUCAAAGUGAAAUGAGCGCUGCAACCCCAUAGUCGCCUUUGACUGGACUUAACCAUCCAGGGGUCCUUUACCUUUUUUUACCCUUACUUCAGUGAUGUAGGCCAGUGAGGAGGAGAAGUUCUCCUUGUCCCCAGAACUCAUAAAACCUUUGUUGUCAAAGACCUUGUAGACAACAAAACUGAUUUACCAAGUUUCCAAAAGAAAAUAUUGAUAGUGUGCAGAUCCCCACUCCAUAAUACUCAUGUCUAUAGUUAUAAUUUCUGUUGCUGUGGGGAAAAGUAUGUAUUCCACAUGUUUAAGGCGCCACAAAAAACAAGAUUCUUUAUGUAUUCUGAUUUAUUUAUUUAUUUAUUUAUUUAUUGAAUUUCAUUUGCACCUUUCCUCCCCAAAUGAGCUUGGGGCAGCAGUCACCAAUGUGGUAAUACAAUACAAAAUUCAAUAAAAUCACUUUUAAAAAGUAUAAAUACAUUUUUUAAAAAAAUGUGCUUUAAAUGUAUGGCAUAAUCAUAAACACUUCUGUUUUCUGAAACAAGAAGCAUGCUUUCUGUUGUUUUUGGAUGCACUGCUAGCACAUUUGCAAAGCUAAGCAGGAACCAUGUGUUGAGAUUCUUGUAUUACAGGGCAUUGGACUAGAUGACCCUUAGGGUCCAUUCCAACUCUGCAGUUCUAUGAUUCUUUUGGCCAAGCAAACAUAAUCCUGAAGGAGGCAUGCCUGCUGCCCACCAGAAAAAGCCAAAUGUCUCUUAAGAGAAUUUUUGCCACUUACAGUUUGGUCACAUCCACACCAUACAUUUUGUUCAUUUAUUCUUACGUUCAAUUUAUAUCCCACCCAGGGGAGCAAACACAUCUAUAAUUAAAACAAUUUUAAGCAUUCUAAAAAUAAUUUAAAGUAUUCCUUCAAUCAGUGAUUUCAGCAUUACCAAGAACAGUAUCUUUCAGCCAUCAAAUGCCUGGGAAAUAGGACUAUUUUAAAAUACUACGUCCACCUGAAAGUGAGGUAAACAAUGAGGGCAUUCCACGAACAGAGAAUUACCAUUGAAGAGACCCUGUUGGGUCAGCACCAACUUGACUGCUUCCACUUUUAGUUGUUACCCCUACACAGCCUACCUAAUAUUUAUUUACUGCUUCUGAUGUACAGCCUUAACAUAUUCAUGAUUAACCCUGAAAAAGAUGUGUAAUGGUGUAGUUAAAAUCAACAGUAACUGUGAAGGGAAAUGUUAGUACUAAUGGCUUAUCAUAGGCAAUGUCCUAUGCUGUGUUGUCCUUAAUGAAGCAUACCUUUAGACAUUGGUUUGGACUUUAUGGUAUUCAGGUACAUUUCAGAAUUAUGAGUCAUAAAGUUGGCAAGAUGAAUCAUGUGCAAGGUCUGGCUGCAGCAGCUGCGUAAUGAGAAAAGGAAAAAUUUCUUUUUAAAUGGGGGUUGGGGAGUACAGAGGAUGAUGGGGAUAUCUGCUGUUUGGUGCAUAUUUUCAAGUCGGGAUUGUUUUCUGCUUAUCUGUUUGCUUUGUUAGUUAAUGGAUUUUGUGGUAUGGUUAUUAAUGCAUCUUAGUGUGAGUACUGAUUUUUACGGUUUAUUAUUUAUAUGCAUGCUUUGGAAAGAGUGGGUGGGUGGGUGUUCAAAUGCCAGGCUUUUGACUUGUUCUUUAUAUGUAUAAUGUUUUGAUUUGAUGUUCAGUAGCAGUGAUGUCCAAAAUAUUUUUCUCCUGAUGGACCUUGCCUGGCUCAGGAUAGGAGUUCUUGAGUGAAUUCAUCAAAGGCUAGGAACAAACAUAAAUGUUCUCUGUGUUAGUCAUUGUACUGCUAAUUGUCCUUUUAAAAAUAAUUAUAAAAUAUCUUGCAAUCUGAGUUUAUAUACUGUGGAUAUGAAUUCAGGCAGAGGUAGAGAAGCAAGUUGGUCUUAAUGUGUCAUGUUGCACAUUUAAAUUUUGGUUUUAUGGAGUUGCAUAAUUUUACAGUAGUAAGUUGGUGACAUUAGCAAACAAUUUUCUUCAAGGCUUUUAUGAUCACAUUAAUCAGAGAUCCAAUUAGGUUUUCCAUGGGUUUUGCCUAGAGUUGUCAUACAUCUGCUAUGAUUCCUUCAGAAUAUCCAACUAACCAAUGAUAGCUUUUUGUUUAAUUUGAGGGAAAGCACUAAAUUAGUCAAUCAGAUUCUUUUCAGUAACCUUCAGGCUGCUAUUUGGGUUAAAGGGACUGUUAUCUCAAAAAACUUUACUGUGGGUUUCCUUAACUGAAUAAUGUUAAUACAAUAGUAAAUCUUCAGGCUCAUUGGUAACAAAAACUAGGCUUCUGUCAUAAAAAGAAAUGUAAUGGGCUUCCUGGAUUGCUAUUCAUUCUUACAAAUGAUUUGACGUUUAUAAGUGAUCAGUCAUCUCAGCCGUAUGUGACUUGUAAUGUAGAAAGCUAAUGAAAACUAGUGGUGUUGCUCUGGUGAAAUAAGAUCAGGGUGCUUUUCUUAAGAACUUGAAUGUUUAAAGGGAUCCAGAUAGUCUUCCUUAUUUCUGUAAUUGCUUCUAGCAAAUUAGAUGUUUUGUACAUGUGCCAUCUACAAACAAGAUUUUAUGUUAAUAACUUUUAAAUUUCAUAAGCUCAGUAAAUUGCUGAGUAAUAAUAAUGGGUGCCAUCUGAUCUAAAUUGUCCCCAAAGUAGAUCCAAUGGAUGUAACGUGGGCGGGUACCACUAUUUGCAUAUAUAGUGAUUGGUGAAUCAUUUCUUUAAACCAGCUUCAUUUAUUCAAUUAUUUCUUUUAAAUAUGAUACAGUUGAAAAUGGUUGAGUCACCCCACUUUCACUGCUUUGAAUUAUCUUCCAGUGGCCAGUCAUGUUUACUGUUUUUGAUGAAUAGUAACUGCAGCAAAUUAAUAAAGGCCAAUAUUGUUUAUAAAAGGGAUGGGAAAAGUUCUGUGAAGCAACAUAAAUUUCUAUAGUAAAGCAAUUCUGUCAUUGCUACAUAGUAUGUAAUUAUCAAAUCUACAUUAUGUAAAAUGUGCAUCUAAGGACAUCUCUUUAUCUGAAUUUGGGUUUGAUUGUAAUCACAUUGUGAUUAUUUUGAGAAUGCAUUGAAAAGCAGCACUUGUCAGACUUUAAAUAUGGAAAAUUAUAUGUAUUUGCAGCCCUCUGAUUAAAACCAGAUGGAAUGAUAUUAAUAUUGUUCCUUUUUCUGUAACCCUUUGAAUGUAAACUCAGAAAUAAUUAGCACUGUUGCAUUAGGGCUAUAAUUUCCCCUGCAAUUCUGUAGUCAUUAUCAGUUGUUACUAAUGAAAUGGUUUCUGUACUUCUCGAUGUUUCAAAAUUUCAAACUGUCAACUUGAAUAUAUUUUUUAGUGUGCUUACUCUGGAUUAUGUAUGAAAAUACUUUAGACUGAUGCAAUAUGCACCACUUAUAUCAAUAACUUUUUUUGUUUUGUGUGUUAAUAAUAAGCACUUCCAGGCAAUAUGUAUAGAUAUUAUUCUACAGUUGUCCAUUCUUCUACUAAAGUAAGAUUUUUUUCUGGAGAGAAAAAUUGAAAUCUCCUCCUCCGGCUAGCACCACAUCAGGAUUAGGAGGAAAUAUUUUAAAAUGUUGCAGCUUGACAGUGCAUCUUUGAUGUUAAAUACAGAAAACAUUUAGUAUCUUAAAUUUUAUGACCAGGCUUAACUUUGUAUUUUGUUUCAAAACAGCAAGAUUAUUAUUACUUUGGGCAAAAAGCAAAAGAGAAAAAAUGAGUCUUCAGAUGAAAUGUCUGAUGCUAAGCAGACAACUCAGCAGUCGUUCAAAGAUGAGACUUCUCAGGUAUUCAGAAAUUAACACUUUUAUUUUGAAAAUAUGCUUAAAACAUUAACUCAGUCCCCAACCUCUAACAGUUUGGUCAAAACACUUUCAAUAUUUGCAAUUCCACUGUAGAAAAGAAGAUCAAAUCGACAAAUUAAAAGGAAGAAGUAUGCAGAAGAAGGUGAAGGAAAACAAUCUGAGGAAGAAACCAAAGUUUCUGUCAAAAUAAAAAAGAAUUCUGCCCCUUUACCUGCUGAACAGCCUUUACAGUUAUUUGUAGUAAGUGAAACUCAUUAUUGGUGGGGUUUACCUCUUGCAGUUCUGUAGGUAGUGUCAAAGGCUACAUACACUCAAACAUGUUCAUAACACAAAAAGUUUUUCUUAAUCCAGAAUCUUUCGUGCUAAUUCUCAACAUGCUGCUUUCAGUCUGGAUUGAUUAUAGAUCCUGCGGUCUUUAAGAGUGGGUGUGGUUACUUUAUAUGCAUUUGAAAACCUACUCCUUGCUUAGGUUUUCCAAACCUUUUGUUCCCUGCGCAUUCCCCAGGUGAGGGAAGAAAGAAGUAGUGGUUUGAAUCUUGGUAUAUGCCCACCCCACAACAUAAUUGGGCAGGUGUAAAUACCCCUCCCCCCAAAAAACAAAAAUCUCCUGUGCUGCACGAUACAGCCAGUCUAUGACUUGGAAGACCAAUCUAGGAGCAAUCUAAACCCUAGGCCUGCUGGUAUCAGCAGUUUGGAACAGGUGGAUCUCUGUCUGACUCUGGGCUACUGGUUGUAUUCCCUCAUCCUGGCUCAGGCAAAGUCUCAAAGUCUCCCUCCAUCCUGGUUCAGUCAUGUGAUUUGUCAUGUGACCUAGCAACCUGGUAAAAGUUACACUGGCAAAAUGGGUAGAUAAAUCAAAAUAUUUUAAAGGCUUGUUUUCUCUGCUGGGCUCAUGGUGGCAAAGGUGGCAGUGGCCCCAUUCCUGAAAUACACAUAGCAAUAUAGUGUGUAUUUCAGAAAUGUGAACUAAUGAAGGCAGCAGUCCAUCAAAUUAUGUUCCUUGUAUUCCUUACUGAAAGAGUAGCUAUAUGGGAAUAGUGCAUGAUGCAUUGCACCAUAUACUCCCUCUCAGAUAAGUUUUCCUCUGUGGACAGAUUCCUUGUAUGGGUGGGAACUCAUAUGCAUGCUUAUAGGUCUUAACACCCAUAAGAAAUUUCAAUGGAAUCUGUACUAUUUUUGUGUGCCCGGAACAGUGCAUGAGCAAAGCUACCCACUUUGUGGAAUGAAAGGGUCUAUUUACCCUAAAGUGCUAUUAGGAAAUCUAAAUGUGUUCAUUUGUUUUGUGAAAUAUUAGUCCUAAGAACAAAGUAGUUUCUGUUCUAAAAUUGUAAGAAUUAAUAGCUCCAUAAUAAUAACAACUGUAGAGGGAGAUUGAAUAUAUUGAGUUUUAUUCAUUUGAUUUUUUUACACAUUUAUGUAUAAUCCUUCUCUGCUAAUAUCUGCACUCAGGACUGCUUUUAAAUGGAAUAUAGCCUGUUUUGUUUUUGUUUCUUUGCACCUGAUUAGGAGAAUCCAAGUGAAGAAGAUGCAGCAAUUGUAGAUAAAAUUUUAUCUUCCAGAAUCAUAAAGAAAGAAGUGAGUACAUAUGGGGAUAUGGGUUUAGGCUCAUAGUUUUUAAAAUGCUUUCAUAUAAAUGAAUCUUAAACAGAACACUGUGUACUCUUUCAGAUUCCUGGGGGAGCGACAGUGGAAGCCGAGGAAUUUUUUGUUAAAUACAAAAACUAGUAAGUAUUGCAGUUAUGUUAUUUAAGUUAAAUUACAAGUUUGAGACUAUCAGGCUGGCUGACAGUUUCAAGGGCUAGGUAGAAGAGAUCUGUACAUAGUGUUCGUUCCGGACCCCCUCAUUUUCCAUGUUAGCAGCAUGGGUUCCUUGCAAAGCAGGGACCCCCAUCUACAAAGAGUAAAUAUUAAUUGGAACUAGGGAGUUACACCCCUGCUUGUAAAUGACGACUGUAAUCGUGCUUUUUGCUUAAAUUAUUUUUACUGUUCUAAAUAUGGUUCUAAAAUGAGAGAAUGCAAUUGUACGCAGGUACUUUGUGGUUUUAUUUUAAAGUUCAGGCACAGAGAAAUAAUCAUAUGGAGCAUAGUGUAUUAAAAAUAUGACCAUCAUUUCCCUUCGAAGGAUUUACCUAAUAUUGCUAAGGGCAUGUGUUGGAAGAAAUAUAACAAACUGCUUGCAGCAAUGUUCUAACAUAAUGUUAUGCCAUUCUAGCUCCUACCUCCAUUGUGAAUGGGCUACUGAACAACAGCUUUUAAAAGAUAAAAGAAUCCAGCAGAAAAUCAAACGUUUCAAGCUGAGGCAAGCACAAAGAGCCCAUUUUUUUGCAGAUGUGAGUAUGCGGGAGGGAAACAAAAAACUACAAAGCUAAUUAAAUACUUGAUUAUCAGAAGCCUACACAUAUUUUGCUGUUUAGUAUUUUGUUACAUUCAUGUACGUGCGUGUUCUCUUUCUCAUUUUAAUUAUAGACAUUAAACAGUAUAAAUGGGUUUGUAUAUUAAAAAUAGUGAAAAUGCAAUAUAUUCUUGGGUAAUUUUAGCACAUAAUGCUGAUCAAUAACUUUUCUGUUCUCUAUAGUUGGAUAUUAACAGCAAACUUCAACCCACUAUUAAUAUACGUCAGUGCAAUUUACAGUGUUCUGGAAUUGAACCAUGCUAUGCUGUUAACUAGAUCAAUUAAUUCAUUAUAAAAUAUACUCAAUUUCAGAUGGAGGAAGAACCUUUUAAUCCCGAUUAUAUUGAAGUAGAUCGUGUGUUAGAAGUGUCCUUUUGUGAAGAUAAGGACACUGGAGAGGUAUGGAUAUAACCAAAAAGAAUCGUAUAUAAUCUAAGGCACACGUUUUGCAGCAUCUAUCAUGAUCAUUUUUAGAGUAGUGUGUGCACUCACAUAUAUAUGUAUGACCUGUGUUGUAUAUAUCUGUGACCAUGUUCAAAUUCUAAGCUUCCUUGAGCCAUAACAAUAGGACGGAGUAAAAAAAGGGGGGGGAUAAUGAAAUAACCUCUAUAAUAUAGGCAUGGUGAACCUCUGACCUGCAUGCCAAAUUUGGCCUGAUACAAACUCCAAUUUGGCUACAAGGCCAUUUCCCCAAAGCACACACAUGUGCCCCGCAUCAAAGUCCCUACACAGGGAACUUUGAGACAUGGGUUAUCUGGCUGACAUUCUGACACCAAUUGAUUGGCCUAUGGAAAUGGGGACAGAUAAAAAUCUGGCAAAAAAAAUGUUCCCCAUCUGUUGCCUAAUGUAUUUUCAAGCUUACAGUGUGGAAAGCAUAUAGGAAUAAUUAACCAAAAGGUUGAAACAUCUUACUAAAUUGAGGCAGCAUAUAUUCUUUCGUAUUUUGUUAAGUCCGACUAAUCAUUUUCACCACUACAGCCUGUUACUUACUACUUAGUAAAAUGGUGCUCGUUGCCAUAUGAAGACAGCACAUGGGAGCUGAAAGAAGAUGUAGACCAAGGAAAAAUAGAAGAGUUUGAACAGCUGCAAGCUUUAAGACCUGAUUCAAGGCGGUUGGUAAGGAUAAAUCAUUUAUCUCAGGUGUGGUUUGUUGUCGGUAAGCAGAGGUGCCAACUUGUGCAGAAGGUGAAGGGGGACUGAUGACAUUUGCUUGAUAUUGGGAAGUGUUGUCAGGAUGUUGAGAGGAGCAAGGGGUGGAGCCCAACACAGCAGCAUGGCUUCAAUGGCCAGUGGAUCCUCCUCUCUCGUGCUUGGCCUCCUCCUCAUCUUGCUGCCACCACUGCUGGCCAGGGGCUCCUUCCCCUCUGCGGCAGGAGGAGGAAGAGCUGGCCCCCAAACUGCACUGCGCUCUUUUCUGCACUCAGCCUCCUUCACUCCCUGAUCGUUCUGAGCAUUGGGGGGGAGCCAAAAAUUGGGGCCCAAAAGAGCUGGGAACCUAGGAGUUGGCACCUAUGUCAGGAAGAGUUUCCACUCCCUCCCAUUUACAUGUCUUGAGCCAAUCCAUCCUCAACUCUUUUAGUCUGUGCAAUAUACUGGACUGUGUGCAUAACCCCUGAAAGAAUGUUUCACUUCAGUUUCUUUUUUCAGGUGAAUAGAGAGCCAAAAAUGUCAUUUAUGUUAUGCUUUAUUCCUAAGGAUCGACCUCCUUCUAAUUCAUGGAAGAAGAUAGAGCUGUCCAGGGAAUAUAAAAAUGGCAACCAACUCAGGGAAUACCAGUUAGAAGGGCUCAACUGGCUACUUUUCAACUGGUAUAAUAGGUAUGUGUUCUGAAUUAAUUAAAUCAAUUUUUAUGUUAGUGUUGCUUCAAAAGUAAAUAGAAACAAUGAAACUAGGAAAUAUUUGUAUUUGAAAUUUGUGUCAAUGAGCAGUCUAGUUUUCUUACCUUUUGGCAUGUGUUACUUAUUUAAUGAACUUUUAUUUAUUUGUGACUUGGAGCAUAUGUACCCCACUCUACAGCUAAAAAAGGCUCCCAUAGUGGAUUACAUACAGUCAGUUUAAAAAGACAGUCCCCACCGCACAGGCUUACAAUCUAAAAAACAUAACAAGCAAAGAAAAAUGACAGAGAAGAAAGAGGAACAUGAACAGAUCUACAUUUUUAAAAAAUUAAAAAAUGCAAUGGUAAUGUAUUACUAGCAUAUUGUUUUUAAGUGAAGACAAGUCUUUUCUGCUGGAAGCUCAAUAACACAAUAAUAAUAGAUGUGGAAGAGAGAUAAGAGUAAGACAAUAUUUAAUCUAUUACCAUGCAGAAAUAUCGUACCUAUAGGCAGUAUACAAAAUUCAAGGAAUCAGGUGCUAAAUCACUACUCAUUCUUUGCCCUGGGAAACAAUGCAAAGAGACGCUUCAAAUCUUUCUUAUACUUAAACAUUGACAGCCAUCCUGAAUAUGUGUUCUUCUAGCCCUGCUAACAAUGUUCUUGUGUUUUCAGACAAAACUGCAUUUUAGCAGAUGAAAUGGGUCUUGGCAAAACCAUCCAGUCAAUAACAUUCCUGUAUGAAAUCCUCCGGACUGGUAUAAGAGGGCCUUUCUUGAUCAUAGCUCCACUUUCCACCAUAGCCAACUGGGAAAGAGAGUUCCGCACAUGGACUGAUCUUAAUGUUGUGGUAUAUCAUGGGAGUAUGGUUAGCAGGCAGAUGAUACAGCAGUAUGAGAUGUAUUUCAGAGAUUCACAGGUAACCUUCUAUUUUGUCUUAUAGCUAGUAAACCAGUUUGAUUUCUACAUUUCUAACACAUAGUGUUAUCAUUUUUUGUGUGAUUUAUGUGAUUUAUGUAAUUGAGAAUCUGUUUAGACCCUCAACUUAAUGCACUAAAAAUGUCAGUAGUAUAUGUAGGCAUAAAAUUAUUCUGUUUCUGUAUAUCCUGUCAUAGCAAAACAUGUGGAUGGAAAUUUGGCAACCUGAGACUGCCAUUAUGGUGGUUGUACAUGGGUGGAGAUAAUUGUGGCCUUGUAUUCACCCUUUCAAGUAUUGUUUCGCUUGUUCAUUAUAUAUUGUUUCAGAAUGUGCAGCUUUGGCUUCUUUUUUUAGGUUUCAUUUAGGCUUGGACACCCAGCUUUCCCCCACAUGUUAAACAACAUCCCAGUUAUGCAAGCACAAUUUCUCCCUCCAGAAGCAAUGGAAAGGUUCUAGAUAAUGUCAUAUAUUGUGUUCUGUUCAUUCACUCUUCCUAGGGUCGCAUCAUUAGAGGUACAUACAAGUUCCAGGCUAUCAUUACCACAUUUGAAAUGAUUCUUGGUGGCUGUCCAGAACUCAAUGCCAUUGAAUGGCGCUGUGUUAUUAUUGAUGAAGCACACAGAUUGAAGAAUAAAAACUGCAAACUUCUAGAGGGGCUCAAACUCAUGAAUCUUGUGAGUGUUUAUUUUUCAUUUGCAUAUAUAGCCCUUAAAUCUGAUGGGCUUAUGGAGGCCAAGUUCUCAAUAGUUUGUCCAACUGCUUGACCUUCAAAAGAUGUAUAAAUAUUUUAUACUUCUAAAUCAGGGAGUUGUAUGCUCCUACUUUCACAACGUUAAUGUUGUUUUACUACUCUGCUUCCGCAUGACUGUAAUCAUUAGAGGCUAAUGACUGGGCAUGAAAUCAUGUAUUUGCAAAUACAAGCUAGUUUCUCCAGCACUAUAAACCCUUCAAGCUAUCUACCUUGUAUAUAGCAUGUCAUUUGUUUUAUUGUUUGAAUUCUUAACACAUGCCUUGUUGCACUAUGAUGUAAAUGUCUUUUUUAAAAUGUAAUUUGUAUUGCUGAAAAAUAUAAAUAAAAUUUAUUUCAUAAAAUAAUCACACUUACAAUAACAUACCAUAUUUUCACUAGAGCAUCUACUAGUUUUAAAAUGUGAAAUUCAGCUGCAAGCAUUAAAUCACUGAAAGUUUGAAAAUUCCUUAUAGCAGUAAAAUUUCAAAGCAAUUUAUAAAAUGUGCACAGUCUUAAAAAACAUAUACCUACAUGCUAAAAAAAACCCAUAUUUUUGGUAUAAUAUUGACAGUGCAUCUUCUCUACACUAAGUACUAGGGGCAGGAAGAAAUACUUCAGUUUAAAAGAAUGGUUGAUUAAAUUACGUAGCUUACAGGUUUUGAAUAAAAUUACAUAGGGUGGAAUUCAGUGCCACACUCUUCCGAUUAUUCUGCCUGCAAAAGCAUUUCAGUUUGCCACACAAAAUGACUCCCCAUCUCCUCCUGUGCACUGUUCUGGAGAUUCUCCCCACCGCUGCUUCCAAUUGUGGGUGGUGGGGGUGGGGAGAACCGAGGAAAGCCCUGCUGCACAAGCAGAAGUCCUUGUUCAAGGCUUCCACUGACUAGAUUUGUUAGGUGACUCCCACCCAUAGAUUUUCUGGGUGAAGCAGGAAAUUAUAGGACCAAACAAUUUGAGGGAGAAUGGAAGACAUUUAGAAAAUAACAAAAUUAUUUACAGUGUGUGCCAGACAAGAAUCCCUUUCCAUAAUGAUCUAAUUCAAAUACUGUAAUGUAAAUAAAGCUUAGUGUGUAUGUGUUAUUAUUUUUCCUUUGUACUGCAUGCUUUAGAUAAUAGUUCUAUUUUGGGGUCAAAAGGAAUAGAAUGUUGUAACAGUUUACUAAUAUUAAGAUAUUCAUUAAAAUACACAAUGCAUGAAAACAGCUCUGACUUGUCCACAGUUUCACCAGCAAUCCUUACAAUCUUUAUAAAUGAUGUAAUGUAUUAAAGGCAGAAAAGUUAUUACAAUGCUUGUUUAUCAUAGGUUAUUUUAUUUCUAAAUUAGCAUAUGUGCAUUGUCUGUAUACUUCCUCUCAAAGAUUCAAGAUUGUGCAUAACAUACCCAGCUAUAUUAUAGACAAUCAUGCAAAAUGUGCAUCUUCUAUAGGAGCACAAGGUGCUAUUGACAGGCACACCACUGCAAAACACAGUAGAAGAACUUUUCAGCCUUCUUCACUUCCUUGAACCUUUGCGCUUCCCAGCAGAAUCGACAUUCAUGCAAGAGUUUGGAGACCUUAAAACAGAGGAGCAGGUAUUUUAAACUUUUUAUUAUGUUACAUUCACACACAGGCCUUGUUCACAUGUCACAGUAAGUAAUACUUUGCCUUAAAUCUUGGUUUAAUCAUGAAUGUGCCUUGCCCUUUUUGCGUGCAUGCAUGCACAGCUUCUCUCCCCGCUAAUGACUCAAACAAGCCAUAGUAUGAUUUGUUGGGUCACAGCUCCAGAAUGUCAUUUGUUCCAUGAUCUAGGUUUGGAUGGAACAUGGGCGGGGGUAAUAUGUUAGGGGAGCAGCUGGACAGUGACACAUACAACAGUGGGGAAGCACAUUGGUAUGGUUUGUUGUGAUGUAUGAACCAGAAUACAUUCAAAAAUUAGAAUUUAAUGGGCUGUUUGUCCAGUAAUGACUAUCAGCUCAACCAUAACAGUAAAUCCAACUCUCCCAUCUUUAUCACUAUUUGAACUAAUGAUAAGUAAAUUGAAAAUGUUGUAUCAGCCAUAGUAUUGCUACAAUUCAUGGUGGCUGCAAGCAAAUAUGCAGAAAUAAUAUGAAUUUGAAUCUAUACAUUAUGUACAUUCUUACAUGUGUAGAAUCUGCAUUCUUAGCUAAUUAAUGGAGGAUAAAAACAGGGGAAUCACAUUUUAUUUGGGAGUUAGAAUCCAAAGCCAGAGCAUAAGGCAAAAAUCGUAUAUAGCCCAAAUUACCUCCCCAGUCUGGCUGCAAGGUACCACUACUUGUUUGCAGCACCUUCUUCAGUCCCUGUGCCUUCCUCAAGCAGGAACUGGAUCAGUGGAGGAGGGAAAGAGGCUUUCCUGCUUUCUAAGUGCUAGCUGCUGGCUACUGGGUGGCAAGGGUAGGGAAGCCUUUCCUGUGUCUCCACUGCCUCCCCCCACUUCUCCAUGAGUGGAACUGACCAGCAGAAGAGAUGGAUACAGAGAUAAAUGAAGGCUGAGAGAAAGAAAAGCUGGAAUGUAGCCACUUUUGCAGGUGCUGCAUCUAAGCACCUAUAACUGAGUCUGUGUAACUUAAAUGGGUGUGUGAUGUGACUGGUUAUAUAUUGGUUAGGAUCUGAAGUGCUACUUAGUUGCCCAAGGCUAGAGGAAUUUUUUUACUGUGAUUCUUUAAAUAGCAAAACAUGAUCAAAGUUACAAAAGAGUUUUAGAAUUUUUCUGCUUGCCAGUCAUCUUGUGGAACUGCUGAUAAGAACUGUAGGACUGAAAACUCCUUCAGUGGAAACCAUGUUCUGUGCUUCAAAUACAGCUUAUUGGAUUAUUAUAAAGAGAGCUAGUUAGGAAUCUGGCAAAAUGCAAUGAUACUGUUAAAAUGAAAUUAAGCUGCUUUCUUAGCUAUGAACCACACCACCACCACUUCAACAACUCAAUCCAUGCGUCUUGUUUAAGACUAAGCUGGUUCACGUUUAUGCAUACAGAACAAUCCUAAAGCUGGCCAAUGUCAGGUGAAAAGGCACUGGCAACAGUGUAAGUGCUGCUCCCUUGGCAGAGAGGAAGCCCCUCAUAUACCUGUGGAAAGUGUUAGAGUUUGAAAGGGGCAUGUUGGGGGCAGAUUGUGGGAAACCUUGGAUCCAUGGGAUUCACAGCCCCUUCAUUCUCCCAACCAAUGUGCCCCAGAAUAAUGCAGAAAAAACUGCUAGCUCUGGAACUGCUGUAUUAUAAUGAUUUUCGCUCCCUUUAUAAGCUUAUGGAAUGUAGCAAUUUAUAUAGGGUUUCAGCUAAUUUUUAUUUUAUAUAGGUGCAAAAGUUGCAAGCUAUCCUGAAACCAAUGAUGCUGAGAAGACUGAAAGAAGAUGUAGAGAAGAAGCUGGCACCAAAGCAAGAAACUAUUAUUGAAGUGGAAUUAACGAAUAUCCAGAAGAAAUAUUAUCGAGCUAUUUUAGAGAAAAACUUUGCAUUUUUGUCAAAAGGUGCAGGCCAAGCCAACGUACCCAACUUGGUUAACACUAUGAUGGAACUCAGGAAAUGCUGCAAUCAUCCAUAUCUUAUCAAAGGUAAAUGUAAAAACGUUAAAUUUUACUUACUUUAGGCAUUUUUCUUGUGAUGUAAAAUAACUCUUCCCUUGGAGUUAUAAUUUGGAUACGGUUUCCAUAUUUCAAACAGUGAAAAUCCGGACUUCUCUGUUGAGCCUUUUUUUUUUUUUUUUGACAAAGUGGUUGAACUUUAUUCGCAAAUUUCCCCCAAAAAUAAAAUUAGAGCUAUUUUUAAGGAAAAUUGCCAAAAACAACACUGUCGACAUGGGUUGCCGUAUGUCCGGAUUUUCCCAGGCAUUUUAGUGAUUUCUGCCUGGACACUGCUUUCGAAUGCAAUAUUCCAGAUAUGUCCAGGAAAUUCCAGACGUAACCCUAAAUUAGGAUGAAUGCUAUAAGGGUGGCCAUAGUGAACUGCUCUGAGACCUGCAGCUAUAGGGCGGUGUACAAAUUAUAAUUAGAACAACAAUAACAAUUCAAUUAUUAAUUUCUCGUAACAUAUUUUACUGGAGGAACAGGGGAAUUUCUUCGUAUUUUUAAAAAUUGUGUAUAAGUGCUUUUGAAUUUAGUUGCAUAUGCUAUAGUUUUGAAGGUGAAAUGUAAAUAGCCACAAUGAGGAUCAAGUGUUACCAUGAUCAGUGUCAAGGGAUGGGGACUGAAAAAUGAAAAACAAUGUGAUCAUAAAUACUGUUAUGAAAUGUGUAGCGUAUGCACUCACAGUAUUAUGAUGUGCACUUUGUAUCAAAGCUAUAUGAAAAUGUCAAUAUCUUUUAGAAGAAGCAAAUCAUACCUACUUUAUGUGACAGGUGCUGAGGAAAAAAUCUUAGGAGAGUUUAGGGAGACCUAUAAUCCAACUGCUCCUGAUUUCCACCUGCAAGCAAUGAUCCAGUCUGCUGGAAAACUGGUCCUCAUUGACAAACUUCUUCCAAAAAUGAAAGCAGGGGGCCAUAAGGUGCUUAUUUUCUCUCAGAUGGUUCGCUGUCUUGAUAUCCUUGAAGAUUAUCUGAUACAUAAAAGGUAUGAUACUAUUCAUAGUGCAAAUAGCCAUAUUAAUGGUAUAUUAAACAGUUUUGAAUGGACUUGGUUCAUUCAUCCUUGAGUCAUCGUACUGAGAUAUCAAGUGAUAAUUUGCUUUUAAAUUACUAGUCAUGCACUUCCUUGCACUACAGUUUCUGGCCUGAUCUUGCACAGCAGGAGAGGGAAACUUUUUUUCCUGUUGAUGGCCACGUGGGACUAAUCUGUUGGGAACCAUAAGCCUAUGGUGGCUGGAACCAGAGCCAAAAAUGAGCAGGGCUACCUUUCUGCCUUUCUCCCAUUUUCUGACACCCCUCUCUUUGAGUGGGCUGCCAGGAGCAGUGUAUUUUUUCCUUCUCUUCCCUCAGAUGCUUCUCCCCUGCAUCAAAUUAGGCCAAGGACCAUAUGCAGUCCUUUCAGUUGUAGGAUGCCUGUCCCUCCUCUUCCUUCUUUGGCGAUCACUCGUAGCCAAAUAAGAUUGUCUUCCAUGAAUAUGGUUUUAAUGGUGUAUCCGUAAGUGACUUUGGAGGCCAAUUCUGGAUCCACAUGUCCUUUCACAGUGGGGACAUAGGUUUCCAAGCAGGAGUUGAUCACGGUGAGGGUUUGCCUUCCUCUUAGCUCGCUUCUCCUUUUUGUCCUGAGUUCGUGAUUCUUCAAAAUCCAUGACACCUUUGGUAGAGGCUACUCCAAUUGGAGCACUGUCCCUGCUAUACCCCAAGGCACCAGCACAACAGAGCCAUAAGUUUAUGUAUUAAAUAACACGUAUAAUUACCUGAUUUUUAUUUUAUAUAGAAAACAAAUAUAAACACAAUGUUAUGUCAGCUUCUCAUAAGAAAGGGGCUAAAAAUAACCUCUGCUCCAGCAGAGGUUCCUUUCAUCAUAGAGAAUUUCAGAACUCCAAGUCAGUGUGGUUCAGACUCCACAUUUUAAUGACAUGUCCCAGAUUUCCUCCACCAGACCUAACCUAGCCCCCAUAUGCAGAGGGACCAGAGAACAGUUCUGAUUCAAGGCCUCCUCUGGUUCUUUUUUCUUACUUGGGCGGUUUGGGCCAAGGAUACCUAGGAACAUAAUACCAUUAAAAACAGCCUAGUCAUAGAAUUUCUGUUUCUGUCCCCCAGUUCUGAGCCUUGAAGUCUACUGAAAAACUAUUAUUUGGCAGACAAUUCACUACUUAUUAGAAAUAAGGAACAGAGAUCCAGUUCCCCAGAAAAGAAAUUAUCCGCUGUCUGCUCUGUGUUCUUCAUUGUCUUCAGGAAAGGAUGGAAAUUAAAUUCUGGAUUUGAAAUAUGAAAACAAGUAUAUAACAUAAGUUCAGGAUGGAAUCCUCCACCGAGGCAAUUAUAAUUGGGAACACUACCAAAUGCAGCCAUGACUGAACUUUAGGCUUACCUCAGGCCAUUGAAUUUUCGACAAACACUGCUUUCAAGGCAGCUUAUUUGGAUGACCUCUUUAGGUCCUCAUCUGGAGCAGGACAAACAAAGAUUUGCUCCAAGCUAACCUCCCCCCCCAGACGAUGGCUUCUUUAUCUAUUGGCAAAGGAACGAUCAAGUUCCUUCCAGGAGGCUCCAGUGCCUUGAUGUUCUUAUCUUAUGAUAUCUGAAUAAAGUUUUUCAACUUUCUAUAAUGAAAAUACCGUAUUUUUCUGUGUAUAAGAUGCCCCCACGUAUAAGACGCCCCCUAUUUUGGGGGACUGCAAAUUAAGAAAACACCACUCAGCACUACCCGUGUAUAACACGAGACCCAAUUUUAAAUCUGAUUUUUUGGUUAAAAAACCCUAUAAUCUUAUACAAGGAAAAAUACGGUAUAUGUGAAUAUAUAUUAAAUGCCCCAAGAAAUUUAUUGUUGAAUGCUUAUGGGGAUGGAAUUUCACAUACUUGUUAAGAAUUCUAUCAUUCAAAGCAUCUGAGGAGUGAAAAGAACAUUGUUAUGUUUUACUGGUUCACCUGAAUAUGGAUUGUAUGCAUUUUAACACACUUUCAAGAUGGUGUGUAAUAGAAAACCUGACCAAUUGCAAUGUAGGCUCAUUUGAUUAAGACAGUAGGAUAGUAGUAUUCAGAAGUGCAUGGUCAUACUUGUAUUCUGGUUUGCGAUUAUAGCCUUUCUUUAAUGGCCUUUUUUUUUUUUGCACUUCAAAGGUACCUGUAUGAGCGAAUCGAUGGAAGAGUAAGAGGGAACUUACGUCAGGCUGCCAUUGAUCGGUUUAGCAAGCCAGACUCUGAUCGGUUUGUUUUCCUUCUCUGUACCAGAGCUGGUGGAUUGGGCAUUAAUUUAACUGCAGCGGAUACUUGCAUAAUUUUUGAUUCUGACUGGAAUCCUCAGAAUGAUUUGCAGGUAAAUAUAUUUGAGCAGUUUAGCCUUCUGCCAUAGGGCUAAAUACCUAAGAAACACCUACAAAUGAACCUACUUCAUCUGAUCCACAAAGAGAGAGCAAGUAUGAACAAGCAGGAUUGCUUGCAGGUGCUUGCUAACUAGCUAGGUCAUAUGAGGAGAGACAUUCUUAAAUCUGCAGUGGGUUAAGGCCAUUGUGUGUACUAUUAAAUAUAUUUAAGCAAACCAUCUAUCCAGCAGGAUCUAGGCAGCGCUUGUUGGCUGCCAAUACCAUAUAUCUUCUUCAAGGAAGGGAAUCUUGUCCUGAACGUGGCAUUGUGCCUCUAAAACACAAAUUGGAGAUAAGAGGAAAUCUCUUCCUCACUUUUCCAAGUCCAUGCUUUGUGUUGGGAGAGAGAGUGGAGGACUCUGUGCAAUGUGAAAACAAGCCGUUUCCCCCUCUAGGUCUGAGCUAGUCAUAAGGAGUCAGAAGUUUUCGGUCUUGUCUCUGCACUUGCUGGAUUCUUCAGAUACCCAGCAACAGCAUAGACAAAAGAAGCUUCCAGUUCCAAGCUGUAAAGUAUAGAUGGCAUGGUGAGGGCUUUUCGCUGAUUGUUAGGUGCUCCAAACUCCUGAAAAGUCCAAGCUGAAACAGGUCCUAGGCUUUCUCUGAACUUUAGAAUGUGGUUCAGAGGGAUCAUCCCACCUCCUCUGUAGCUCCAGGUUUCAGAGGAAACUUGAGCCAUGCCAAACUAGUCAGACACUGUCUGAGCACUUGCCAUGGGGAGCAAACUUGUGAAUCCCUGCCAUACAAGGUAGAGAAAUACUCUAUAAUACACAAAGCUAAAGUCAGUUUGUAUUGACCUUAAUUUUAUUUUUUAUUGUUUUCAUUUACAGCUUCAGUUUAAUUGUAUUUUGUUUUAACAAUGUCUAAGUAAUUUUAUAUUUAAGUAAUAAUAUAUCAUUAUAUUACAUUUCUACUUGACAAUCUGUCCAAUGGAUUCAUGUACCUUUUUCUCAGGCCCAAGCUCGUUGUCAUAGGAUUGGUCAGAACAAAGCAGUGAAGGUCUACCGACUAAUAACUCGGAACUCUUACGAAAGAGAGAUGUUUGACAGAGCAAGUCUGAAGCUUGGCCUGGAUAAGGCUGUCUUACAAAGCAUGAGUGGAAGAGAAAAUAGUGUUGGUGGUGUAUGUACCCAUUUUCCCCUCUUUCCUCUCCUCCAAAAAAAAUAGGAAUUUGAAAUGGGUUUUUAUUUUUGUAACUGUAUCAUUUACUCAAGAGAACAGGGGAACAGUUCAAAGCUUAGUCUGAACGAGAUCUUAAAGCUUUGCACCACUUCCUAGCUCUCUGCUUUUCUAUCACCCCCACAUAAAGUCCUGUUGCUUUUGUAACCAAUAUAUAACCAAAGAUUGGCCAUGUUGUAGAGAGAAUUCUAUUGUUUGAGACUUUAGACUCUGUUGUUGGAUGGAUGAUCUUAAGGAACAGGUAGGCAAAGUAUAGGUUGGGAAUCCUUGAGAUAGUUUACAGUGUAUACAAUAAUAGGAUUUUGAUACUGUAAGAGACUUUUUAAAAGAUAACAAAAACAAUACACUUAAAGUAAUUAUGUAUUGGCUGUAGUUACAUACUUUGGAAAGGAAAACCAGUUUCUGUCAGUAAUAGCAAUAUUUACUGUAAAACUAUUUUUUAGAUAUCCAGUGGAACUAUUUCAAAAUAUAACAAUUAUAUUAUUCCAUAUUAUCAUUUUAAUUGAGCAUUUUUAUGUAUCCAGCUGCAUUAAUAUCAUAAGAUUUACCAUUCUCUUUUACAUAGAUUCAACAACUUUCUAAAAAAGAAAUUGAAGAUUUGCUUCGAAGAGGUGCAUAUGGUGCCAUUAUGGAUGAAGAGGAUGAGGGUUCUAAAUUCUGUGAAGAAGAUAUUGAUCAAAUCUUGCAGCGUCGCACGAAAACAAUUACAAUUGAAUCUGAAGGAAGGGGCUCCACAUUUGCUAAGGUAGUUAUAAGCUCUUCUGGUGUCCUUUUUACAGAACACAGAGAAAAGCAUAAGCAUCUAGAACAGUCCUCUUAGAAGUUAACAGAUUGUGACUGACUUAACUGUUAGGUUAAAAUACCUAAUUGAUAGGCUUCACUUAAAUGUAGCUGGUGUUUUUCCUUCCUUGAGAGCAUGUGGUACCUAGUCUGUGGUACUUGAAACUGAACAAAUAUACUGGUGACACUUUAUAUUGUGCUGUUACAGGCUAGCUUUGUUGCGUCUGGAAAUAGGACAGAUAUUUCAUUAGAUGAUCCCAACUUCUGGCAGAAGUGGGCCAAAAAAGCAGAAAUAGACAUAGACACCAUCAGUGGUAGAGUAAGUAUGAUUUAUUUAUUUAUUUAUUUAUUUAUUUAUUUAUUCAUUCAUUCAGGCUCGAGUGUUCUUUUAACUGUCCUAUUCACUUUGCUUGCUUUUUAAGUUGAGGCUUAUUGUAGCAGUUUUGAUCAAAUCACUAUUGGAGAACUAAGUUAAGUUCUUUGGACAGCAGUAUCCUAACUAAAAACAUUUCCUCCACUAAAAUAGUAUAUGUAGACCUAUGCUUAGUAUUUUGUUUACUCAAAGAACUAACACCCCCCCCAUCAAACUUGCCUUCUGUUGAUCCUUGGAGGUAUCUGGAACUAGAUUGUGUCGAAAGGAAAACAUAUGUUUAAAUAGACCACAAACUUGAUCUAUGAAAGCUUCAUUACCAAAAGGAUACAAAUUGUGUACUAAAUUUAAAAUAUCUGUUUUGGUAGUCUGGAGCAGAGAUUUUCAUGUUGUGUCAUGAGCUUUAAGUGUACUUUUCAUUACUUGAGAGAAAAUAUUUUUGAAAACUGCAGUAAUGUGUCCUGUCUACCUGAUCAUUGCUGGAUGUUUCCUUACCAAUUCAUAGAAUUGGGAGUGGGAAGUGACAGAAAUGUUCUCUCUAACUCAGCAAUUAUUGACUAUUCUGAUCAUGGAUCAGGAAUGUCCUAUCCUAUGCUGUAUUUGAGUGUUCGUAGUUUUCUUGAAAUGCUACCAUAUCUACAGUUCAACAUGCUUUUGUUGAUAUAGUCAGUUGAAGCCAGUAGUAGUUCUACUCAGAAUAGAUCCAUUGAAAUUAAUGGACAUGGUUAAAUGUUGGUUGAUUAAUUUUAGUGGGUCUUCUCUCAGUAUAAUUAUGUUUAAUGUAGUGAGGAAACCCUCUUGACAGUGUCACAUUUGCCAGGGAUUUGAUAUAUGGCAGCCUCAGAGAGGAUAUUCUCGAUAGACAUUCUGAUUGUGGAACUGUCUUGCCCCUCAAAUAUGGUUGAAGCAUGCCUUACAAGCUCUAGACACCAAGAGAAGACCUACUUAUUCACCCAGGCUUAGUUGAAUCUCUGAUAGUGUACUAUGUAAAUGGUUAUUUGUCAGUGCAUUUCUCUUACUGUUUAUUGGGAGAUAGAUGCUAAGAUUUGUUGUGUUUUAAAAUCUUGCGUUUGGAUUAUUUUAAAAUGAAAAGCUGAUUGCAAAAUUUAUAAAAAACAAGUAAAAUAAUAAAAUAGACAAGGAUGUUUUGAUGAAUUUUAUCAUUUUGUAUUUUGAAAAUGCUCACUUCUGUUGACUCAGAAUAUUGUUACAUUUUACAGAAUAGCUUGGUUAUUGACACUCCUAGAAUUAGGAAGCAAACAAGGCCUUUCAGUUCUACAAAGGAUGAACUUGCUGAGCUAUCUGACAUUGAAAGCGAAGGGGAUGAUAAACCAAAACUUCGGAGGCCUUGUGACCGCUCCAAUGGAUAUGGAAGAACAGAAUGUUUUAGGGUGGAAAAAAACUUGCUAGUUUAUGGGUAAAAAUGUUUUUGGUUUCUUUGGUGUAAAGAGAGACAAAAAUAUAAAUAAUAAAAUUAUUAUUAUUUCUUAAAUUUCAUUUUCUGUAUGUAUGAUGUCCUAACUUUACACUUGCUAUUGUACGAGAUUCCAGCAGUUUAGUAGUGAUGCUACAGUACAGUUACAAUGUAGUAUUUUGUGGCAAUAGACAUAAUGACCAAAGUGCUUACUUAUUGAUCAGCAGACCUUAGGAUCAGGCCAUGUUGCUUUUUCUAUUGCGGUCAUGUAAAACACAUACAUAUAAUGUUACUAUAGUUCUUCUCAUAAAGAACUGUAUUAACAAAAUGUGCCAUAACAUAUGUGUAAUAGAAUAGUAGUUAUAAUAGCAAAGAGAAAAUCUCCCUGUGGAUAUGUUUAAAUAUUUUAUAGAUACAGAAAAACCUGUGAGGGACCAAACUAAUGCUCACAGACUCACAGAUUUGCAUAAAACUAGUGGCUUUCCCUAUUAGCUUGCAGGAUGAUAAGGGGAGAAAACCUUAGAUUCUCAAAGCAACACAAAAGGGGAAAGUGUUAAUGCAUUAGAAAUAUAAAAUAUAUUUUUACCUCUUAACACUUUGCAGCAAAACAUUCUAUAAGUAGUCUUAAAGAUGCCAUUUUUGUUUAAAAUGUUAAACUCCAGUGUUAAUCUCUAAACAGGUGGGGCCGUUGGAGAGAGAUUUUAUCACAUGGGCGAUUCAAGAGACAAUUGAACGAACAGGAUGUAGAGAUAAUCUGCCGAGCCCUUCUAGCAUAUUGCCUUGUCCAUUACAGAGGAGAUGAAAAAAUAAAAAGUUUUAUAUGGGACCUUAUUACACCAACGGAGGAUGGGCAAACUCGAGAGCUACAGAAUCACCUAGGUAAGAAUCUGUAAGAGGACUAUUUUUUGACAUGCUUGUGAUGAAAUUAAAGACUCCUCAAAAGUACUGAAGCAUGAUACACCUUGUGAAAUAAAAUGGGGGAAGAUACAAAUGCAUAUAUUCUUCUUCUAAUCUCCUAUUUUGUGGCUUUGGGGAGAAAAACAGCUGGUGGAGACCAUUUUGAAUGCACUAAUGUAUGGGAAGGGUUAAAUGACCCACUCCAUCUGAAACCGCAGCUGCUUUACCUUGGGGAACGUUGAGAGUAAUCAUGGUAUUUUAUUACAUGUAGGUCUACCCUCUUUUGUCGUUUAGCAUUACUGUUUGAAUUAUCUACACUUGCAAUGUUAAGGGAAAACAGAUAGUAUUCUCUGUCUUCCUGAAACAAGGAAGUUCUGUCAUACCAUGCAGUUGUUACAUUGUAUUUUCCUAUGUUGCAUAGGUUUGUCAGCUCCUGUCCCCAGGGGCCGAAAAGGAAAAAAAGUUAAAACUCAGGCCAGCACUUUUGAUAUUCAUAAAGCAGAAUGGCUUCGAAAGUAUAAUCCAGAGCAUUUGUUGCAAGAUGAUGGAUAUAAAAAACACAUAAAACAUCACUGCAACAAGUAAGUAGCAAUAUAAACACAUGAUUUAAAGUUUGUCUCCUUGAUGUACAAGUAACACCUUCAUACUAAAUGCUAAUAAUCUUUAUUAAUGUUAACAAGUGAGGUGCUAUGGAUUACAAAACUAGCAUAAUUGUAGUAGCCAUGUUGUAAACUAGUCUCUAUAUUUGUACAGUGGUUACACCUUGUGCAGAUGCCAAAAGUUGGAAGGGAGGAGGAGCAGACAGGAAGAGAGAACCUGUACAUUUUGGCAGGAGCUCUCCCUACUCCUGGAAAACAAAAAUUUGUGUGGGAUUUGCGGGGAAUGUCACCCUCCUUUGCCUUCCUCCAAAUCACAAAUUGUUUGGGCCUGACAGAUGUGCAUAUGAAUUGUUCUCAUGUUGCCAGAAACUGUUGGCAGCAAACAUGCUGCUGCAAGCCCUUAGUUAGCUGGGACUAAGCAUUAGGCCCAAAGCAUCAAGGUCAUUAGGUAUGGAGAAAGUGUGGGGGACUACUUUUACGGACUCAUAACCAUUAAAAUGUUACAGGUAUGUGGAGUGAUGAAAUUGGCCUCAAAAUACACUUGGAAAAUUUAAGGUUUUGUCUUAAAUUUGUUGAUAAUAAUGCUGAGCAUGUUUCCUAUAUAUUUCAAAAUAGUAGCUUGUUGAACUAAAAUACACUCUGCCCGUGGCUGAAGAAUUAAUUGUCUUCUGUGUGUUUAUGUUUAGGGUCUUACUUCGAGUUAGAAUGUUGUAUUACUUGAAGCAAGAAGUCAUUGGUAAUGAGUGCUCAAAAGUUUUUGAUGGAGUUGAAGCCAGGUACACCAUGUUGAGGCUCUUUCCUCUUUUCUCCUUAACUGUAAACUAUAAACUGUAAACAACUUUGUUUCUCAGAAUUCUUUAAUUGAGUUGACUUAACACCAGCUUUCUGGUUAACUAUUUCAGUGAAAUUGAUAUUUGGGUCCCUGAACCAGAUCAUUCUGAAGUGCCAGCGGAAUGGUGGGAUACAGAAGCAGAUAAAUCUCUCUUAAUAGGAGUUUUUAAACAUGGUAAGUGAUAGGGAUACUACUUGUUUCUUUUUCACAUACAGGUUGCUUGUCUCUUGAAAGAAUAUUAAUAAAUAUCUGUUUCUCAGGUUAUGAAAAGUACAACACAAUUAGAGCAGAUGCAGCUCUAUGCUUCUUGGAAAGAGUGGGAAAACCUGAUGACAAGGCAGUCGCUGCAGAACAGAGAGCCAAUGACUAUAUUGAUGGGUAUGAUUUUUUAAAAAACACUAUUUAAAGUGGAUCACCCUCCUUCAUUGAGCAUGCAAACAACAGCAGUGAUUCUGCAGUACUGUACAGAAAUUUGAGGUUAUUAGAACCAUUAUUUAUCGCUUGCAACGUUAAAUCUGGGAUGAGGAACCAUGUUGCUGUACAACUCCCAUGAACCCCUGCCAGUACGGCCAGUGAUCAGGCAUGAUGGGAAUUGCAGGCCUGCAACAUCUGGGGGACCAGAGUGUCCUCCAGAUGAUAAUUAUCAGGAUACAUAGAACAAAACUUUAAAUAAAAAUGUCCAAGUAGUUAAAACCAUAAUACAUAUUCUUUGUAGCAAGUUUUUUCUUCUGCAAAAUAAUUUAAAAUUUUCCAGUAGCUAAAACAAUUGUAUGAAAAAACACAUACUUUACAAGCCUGUGCUGAAUGUGUAUUUUUCAGAGAUGUAGAAGACCCAGAAUAUAAACCAGCCCCAGCAAUGUUUAAAGAUGACAUGGAGGUAAUGUGUUGUCAGUAUUCUUUUUUUCAGUUACACCAAAACUUAAGAGUUGAUGAGACUGUCAUAUUUGCCAUUGAUUAUAAACAUUUAUAUUGGUUAAAACAGUAGUUAUUUAAAUUAGUUUCUUGGCAACUUUUCAAUUAAACUAUAAGGAUUUUUUUUCUAUGGAGAGAUUUUGAGCCUCUUAAUUUAAAAAUGAAGUUAAAAUAAUCCAUAUUAAGAUGAGUUAUUACUAUUCUUAGAGUAGUCAGCCAUCUGCAAGAUGUGUGACUUGUGCUGUGUCUGAAUCAUGCCUCUGUUCAUUCUACUUUUUUUAAUUAAAAAAAUCUUUUUUAGGAUGAUAUAUCAUCACCGGGGGAUCUUAUAAUAACAGAUGGAGGUAAAAAAACACACCUCAUGAUCUUAAGAUACUACAGUGAAUACUCUUAUUUGUAUCACAUUAGAGCAAACCUGUGUUUUUAUGGUGGAAAAAACAGAAUCACCAGGAAAUUCUUAUGUUCCUUAAUUAUAGAUGGUCAGAUGAUUGAAGGGGACAAGCUUUAUUGGCCAACUCAGUCUGCCUUAACUACACGCUUGCGCCGCCUAAUAACAGCAUAUCAGCGUACUAGUAAGAACAGGCAAACCCAACAGAUACAACCUGCAUUUCCAGUCCAGGCCUGUGUGAUGCAGAAUCCAUAUGAAGAAGCUGCUUUAAAUCCAAAAAUGGCUGCCAAAAUUGAAAGACAACAAAGGUCUGUACAUGCUAGGCUUACCAGGUUUAAAAAGCUGAUCACAAAAAACAUUUUAACUAUUUUCUAGUCAAUCAUUCUUUGUGCUUUUGGGGGAAAGUUACUUAAUUGGAAUUAUUUUUCUUCUUGCUUUUCAAUCUAGAUGGACAAGAAGAGAAGAAGCUGAUUUCUACAGAGUGGUUUCAACUUUUGGUGUAGUGUUUGAUCCUGACAGAGGCCAAUUUGACUGGACGAAGUUUCGAGCCAUGGCUAGGCUACAUAAGAAAACGGAUGAGAGUUUAGAAAAAUACUUGUAUGCAUUUAUGGCCAUGUGCAGGAGAGUCUGCCGCCUGCCUUCAAAAGAUGGUGGGUUACUUGCUUAUUUUUUCCUUUAUGAAAAAUAAACAGGCAGCAAAGGUUACAACAACUUUUUAAUUUAAAAAGCUAAAUCAAAUUGUUCUUUGCAUGAAGCAGGAGAAAAACAAUAUAUACAAACAGUUUCCCCCAGCAUGUAAGAAUAGCAGUCUUUAUGUGGACAGAACUCUAUUGUAUAAGGUGAUAUUGACUAGACAAAAAUCCAUCAGACUACAGUAUUUUAUUGCAUUUGUAUAUUGGGUAGUCAAAAUGCUCAGCACAAUUUCCUCAAGCAGAAGGCAACAGAUACAUGUCUGUGGAGAAGGAAUUCUGCAGCUUAGCGACUGCCACAGAAAAUGCCUUCUCCUGAGCAGCUAUCCCCUAAACUUUUGAGGGUGUUGAAACUAUCAAGAACCCCCCACCCUGAGAGAGGCUGAAGGCAGGGAGGCAGUCUUUUGGAUAUUUGGUGCUGAAGGUAUUUAGGAUUUUAAAUGCUAAUGUGAGUACCUUGAAUUGAUCCUGGAAACUAAUUGGCAACUAGUGACACUGUUUUAGAACAGGGGUUAUGUGAGUUGUAAAUGGAACUUCAGCCGGUAUUUCGGCUGCAACUCUUUGAACCAGUUGAAGUUUCCCAGUCAUCUUCAAGGUCAGCUCCAAUUAGAGUAUGUUACAAUAAUCAAAUCUGGUAGUGACCAGAGCAUGGGGUAUAGUUUCCAAGUAAUCUCUGACCUAAAAAGGUAGUAGCUGAUCAACCAAAAGUUAUAUUAAUACUUAAUACUACGUUAGACAUUCUAACCUCCUAAAGAGUGCUGUUAUUUUAAAAGUUUAAUUAUAAUUCCUGUUCUUCGAGUUGCUGAUUCUUGUGUGUGUUUCCUGUGCAGAACUUGUGGAUCCCAAUAUUUUCAUCCAGCCAAUUACAGAAGAGCGUGCCUCUCGAACCUUGUAUCGCAUUGAACUUCUCAGGAAGGUGCGAGAACAAGCUGUCCGUCAUCCACAGAUAUUUGAGCGAUUAAAACUUUGUCAGCUUAAUCCAGAUUUGCCAGUUUGGUGGGAAUGUGGGACUCAUGACUGGGAUUUACUGAUUGGAGCUGCAAAGCAUGGGGUUAGCCGAACAGACUACCACAUCCUUCGUGAUCCUGAACUUUCAUUUAUGUCAGCCCAGAGGAACUACAGUCAAAGUAAAGUAGCACUUCCAAUAACUCCUACACCACUUUUGCAUCAGUAUCAGAUGGUGUUGUCUGCAUCUCCUCUUGCACCUCAGGCAAGGCUGCUAGAUAUUAAAGGGAACGCACUUGAGGAUACAAAAGUUAAGAAUGAAAACCAUAAAGAAGAUCCACAUUCUUCCGGGGAGGAAUCCAUAUCUACUGAGGAUAUGCGAACGGGAGUAAAGACUGAACCUUUGAGCCCAAAUAAUGGCACACCAUCUCAUGCUACAGACCAGAAACCUGUUGUAAAGGCAGACAGUGACAGGCGUAUGGUUGCUGCAAGGACAGAACCCCUAACUCCUAACACUGCUUCCAAAAAACAGAGACCUAACAAGAGAGGAUCAGAAUCAAGCUCCGAUUCAGACUCUGAUUCAGAUAGAUCAACCUGUUCUUCCAGAUCAUCUUCAUCUUCAUCCUCCUCUUCAUCCUCUUGCUCACGUUCCAGAUCAGGAUCCAGUUCCUCAUCUUCUUCAUCUUGUUCUUCAGCAUCAUCGUCAUCUUCAUCAUCCUCUUCCUCCUCCUCCUCAUCCUCAUCCUCUUCAUCAGAAGAAAGUGACAGUGAUGAAGAAGAAUCACAGAAGAGACGUAAGUGCUGUUUCGCUCAUUUUCACAUUCAAAAGGCUAAUUAAGGGCUAAUUUGCUUUAAAUUUGUGCUGGGAGAAGGUUGACAUAAGCCCCUUUCCCCUUAAUAUAGCAUGUAAAUAAAUAUUUUGAAUUGUAGGAAACUGGACUACGGGGGUGCCAUAUAAUGCUGUAAUCACAAACAGGCUAGAAAAAUAUUGUUCUUGCUCUGUGAAAAGUAGAAAUGUGGCUUCAUGAAUUGCAACAGCUGUUUCAGAAAGUUAAAUUAGAACAUAUUUUUAGCUUUUUUCCCAUAUUUGAUUUAUUUUUUAAAAAAUUAGGAAUGCAACUACAAGAAUGGCCUAGCCAUUCAUAUUUGAUUUUAUGUAAAUACAUAAUAUGUAUUUGAUAUGUUAACUUCCUUUGCUGUGCAUAAAAUUAAUUUGCAAGGGGUUUUUUUGGGGUGGGGGGGAAUACGAGCAUGAGUUUGACCAAACUGUGGGAGGCAGUGGAAGACAGGAGUGCCUGGUGUGCUCUGGUCCAUGGGGUCACGAAGAGUCGGACACGACUAAACGACUAAACAACAACAACUUAAUCUUAGUAUAAGAUCUCAGUAAAAGCAUGGUUUAUGCUUUUUUAAAGAGAAUAUAUAGUAUACACACUGUUUGGGCUUUAUGAUUGAAUUAUUACACUAAACCUCUAAAGUAUUUUGGCACAUUCAGACUUCUCAGCUAUUCAAAGUAAAAUUCCCCAUGUAUUUUGUAAACAACAUCAAGAUUAUGGACAGCUGUAGUUGCUGUUUUGGAAUUCUAAUGUCUCAUAUAUAUAAAUCAUAUGUUCAUAAAUUUACAAGGCAAACACAUACAUAAGUAUAUAAACCACGUGUCUGAAAUAGUACAGGAGAGCAAUCCUGAAACCAUUUUGACUCUCCCAAAUUGACCUCAAAUAUUUCUCUGCAGUGAGGAAGGAAAUGGGAAAGCCUCCCCAUUGUCUGUUUGCUCAAAUCCUGUCUUAAGGGCAUAUUUGUGUAUGAAUAGGGUGAGCCUGCGACCUGUAUUUAGGAACUGUAUUUACCAUCACAAAAGAAUGGCCAGGCUGUCCAGGUAGAAGAAUCAGUGGCCAUUAUUAGGUAUCCUUACAAACAGGAAUUUUGUUGGAGACCGCCUCCUUCUGUAAUGUAUUUAUGAUGUUUUGGGGGUGGUCUCUGGCUACAGGGUGGACAACUUCAAAAGUCUAUAUAAGGGCUUCCGCACCAUUGUUCUGAGUCCCUCCUGUCUCCUGUGUGUGGUAGUGAGCACCCUGUUGCAAUAGUUAAUAAAGAUCAGGCUUACUAGCUUCCUUGCUUAUCAAUAUUCUCUGGUUGGCCUCUGUUAUUUUUUCCUUCCAAUAGGACUCUAUACUUAAGGACUCUAUACGGGCUCUUGGCUACCCCAAAAGGGAAAAGGAGGAGUUUUUUCUUUUAACAUUGCAUUUGCAUAUUCUAGAGUGGUGAAUGAAACCAACUUUUGCUAGCAUUCACUACUACAGUGUUGAUGCAAAAAAAUGUAAGACAGGAUUCAGAGGCUAUAAGGUCUAUUCAGAUAUUAUUUCUUCCUAUGGUUAUCUCCAGAGAAGAGCUGGGCUUAGAAAUUCAGGCCAAGCAGCUAUUAGCUUGGUAUCAUGCUUUGCAGCCUAGAAUGAAGCACUAGGUAAUUGAUAGAAUCAGUUUAUUUUGUUCUCUUGGGUUUCUAGCUUUCCAUUGUUCCUGUGUUCAUUGCUGUGCACUUGGUUUAUCAAUUUCUUGAGGGUUAAAAUUAUUGCCCAUCAAAUUUACCUAGUUACGAUAUUUUCUGUCUAAAGUUAUGGCAGUAAAUUGUUCAUACCAUGAUAAUCUCAUGUCUUGAUUUUCAGUGUAAUGGCACUUUGGAACUAUUGUCGUAGCAGUUCUCAGCAGUUCUGUUCCUCAGAGUCUUGAAAUGAUGGUUUGUAAAGAGCAACUUGUACACUAGUCCUCCUGUAUCUCAUGCACAGUUGUCCCACAAUGGCCUCUGAUUCAUGCUGUACUGUUUGUGUACAAUCCAGACUGCGAGAGCAGUGGGCAAUAGUGGUGCUAAGAAGUAAUUUCUAUUAUAAGAUAUGAUCUAGACUAAGAUCUAAAAUGUUUGAUUUAAAAAAAAUAAAAAUCUUUAUUUUACUAUUAUAGAUGUUUGCAUACUUGCAUAGUAUUCAAGGAUCCUGAUUAAGAUGUCUCAGUUUUCUUCCUUUUUGACAUCCAGAAGGCCUGGCUGAUAAAAUACUCUCUUUUGGCCAUAGAAGCAAUCCAAGUUUUCUCAGGAUAAAAGCUAUCAAGUGGUAUCAAAUGUUAGUCAUACUGAGAGUAGACCUAUUGAAAUCACUUGGGUCUACCCUGAAUAUGACUAACGUUUAAUAUCACCAUUUGUAUAUCAAAUCAUUAUGUGUUGCAGAAAUAGGGUAUCCAUUAUUGGAAGUUUUAUGCUCUAAUAACCUAAAAUUGUUUCCCUCAGCAGAAGGAACGCCUCUUUUGAAAGCAUAUGAUGAAGAGAGUGUAGCUUCCCUAAGCACUGUGCAGGAUGAAACCCAGGACAGUUUUCAAAUGAAUAAUGGAACACCAAAUUCUAACUGUAUCUUACAAGGUGGAUAUAUGUUGGCUGCUUCCUACUGGCCAAAGGUAAGUUAGUAAGGCUGGAUCUAAACACAUCAAAGAAGUGUUUCAGUUUAAAACGUAAAUUUAAACAGGGAAAACAGGUAAAGAAAAAGUGGACUCCACAUCGCCAUUUCAUAUACAUGGCAUAUAAAUCACUUUUUCUUUUACCAGUCUAGCAGAGUCCUAAGACUACAUGUAUAUAAAUCUAUAUAAAUUUCCUUCCAAAAAAUACUGAAUUUGCUAAUUCAUUUUCUUUAAACUUCUGAAUUUGAGAAGUAUAUAAAUUUGGGCUUCAGUUGCUUCCUGACAUGGCUGGGAAGAAGUAGUUAUUUUAUCAUUCAGUAUCAGAGAUGCCCACUGUGCUCCUUUCACUGGCAUUUCCCCCCCCUAUAAUUGGAAGCAUUAAUACUACUGUGUUCUUGCCUCUUGGACCGGCCACUUCAUCUAUAAUUUCUCCAGCAUAUGGUGAUUCUUUUAGAAGAUAUGUGAUAUGGGAAUAAAUAUUCCCCUCAGUCACAUGCUGGUGACACACUGCUCUUUGCCCAGCCACUCAGUUAUGCCAGAGAUCCAGUUGUCUGCCACCAAAUGUUCACUUUCACUAUCAGUGCUAGAAGAGCUUAACCAUAUGACUUCAUUCUAGAAGCUGCAGUCAAUUUUCCUGCCUAAAAGGAAAGGGGGGAGGAGACACAAGAAUCUGUUAUUGUAUCCUGUUCAGAAAAAGCCUUCUGACUAUUGGCCUGUUCAGACCUGUUUUUUUCCCAAGCACUGCCCCCAGCAUUUCUGUUCUCUGGAAGUAACUAUAACACUUUGCUGUGGACAGGCUUCCGCCCCCGUCCCCCAACAGUCACAUCAAUCCUGAACAGUGAUACUAGCCUGAGUGGAAUUUAAAACAUGGUUUGUGCAUCAGUAGAGAUUAUUGAAGGAAGUAUUAUUACCCUUCUUAUGUACAAAGCAAAAGAAAUCAUAAUGCCAAAUUAUGUCCACAAUCAGAAGAAAAUAUUUGUUAAGUGAUAGAUCAAAACUCUCCUGAUGAUCCUGCAGCCUUGCCACAUUUUGUUGGUUGUUUAUUAAUUGCUCAGAUUAAUUUAGCAAGUUGUUUUAACUGUUGAGAUAGAAAAGUAGGCUAUUAACUGCCUUCUAUUCCUUCUAGGAUCGGGUUAUGAUUAACCGUCUGGAUAGUAUUUGUCAAACAAUAUUGAAAGGUAAAUGGCCUGCGGCACGGAGAAGUUACGACAGCAAUACCGUGGCUUCAUUUUAUACCACCAAGCUUUUAGACAGCCCGGGUGCCGCUGCAGAGUACAGUGAGCCCAGUGUACCAACACCUCCAAGUGCAGAUGUUAAAGAAGAAAAUGAUCAGUCACCACAGAUGUCAAAGGUGAAGAAGCAUGUACGGGAAAAGGAGUUUACAGUGAAAAUCAAUGACGUAUGUUUAUUUUUAUCGCCCUAGGACCUGAUUGCGAUUGCGGUGUGCAGCAUGCUUUACCUACAAGUGGCUGCCUGCUCUCAAUCUUAUUUCCUUCACACACACAUUUAUGGGUAUUUUGGGAUAAAUUUCUAUGGGGCAUCCCCCCCUUUAAAAAAAAAAAAGAAUUCAGAAUUGAUCAACAAAUGACAACAAUUCUUGGACUUUUGAAGCCUUGCUGGUGGGAUGCUUUCUCAUAUAGCCUUUCUUCUGCUGUCUUUAGUGCUGAAGGUGCUUUCCAGAGUGUCUAGCUCUUCUGAACUCAGUCUUGAAUGUCUGAAAACAGGAACUUCCAGAUAUCCAGUUUUUAAAUGCCCUUGGUGAACAAAUCAGAACAAUUAUUCACAUACUCAGAAUUCCUUAGGUUCUUAUGCUAAAAGUUAAUAGUAAUACAUACUAAUGAAUACAAACCCUUUAUAAUAAUUAACUUGAUAUCUGCAAAUUUAUGUUUUAAUACAUACUUAUUUAUAAAAGUAUUCAGUUGCAGUCAUUACUGUACCUGACUAAAGACUGCCAGUUACUUAGAUGCGUGUGUGAGAGAAGAUCAGUUCUUCUUGAAAUUGCAAAUGAAGAUCUUAAACUAUUUCAUUGGUUUGUUCUUCCCAAAGAAAUGUGCUAACCCUCAUGUUUGUUUAACAGGAAGGGGGUUUGAAAUUAAUUUUUCAGAAGCAGGGGCUUUCUCAGAAAAGACCAUUUGAAAGUGAAGAUGGUACAUUAGGACAGCAGCAAUACCUUGCCAGGCUACAGGAACUCCAGAAUGCUUCAGAGACCAGCCUUGCCAAUUUCCCAAAGUCUUUGCCAGAGUUGGGUAAGCAUUGUGUGAAAGCCAGUGUUUAAUGCCAAAAGGUUUGCUACUUAGAUAUUGUAUUAAUAAUUUUUGGAUUGCCAUUCCAAGUUGUUUAACUGUCUGUCACCUAGUUUUACUAAUGAGAUAAGCUUGGUUCUGUGCUGUGACACUUCAUACAGCAGGUGGGUGCUCAGCUGGAUGCUAUGUCAUUCACAAAAGUGUUCCCUGCAGAUAUUAAACUGGUAUGUCAGCAAGAGAGAAGACCAGACUAGAAUCUCUCUCCAUGGCUCUCUAACAAGGAAUGUUAUGAAGUAUCAUUCAAUUGAGUCCCCGUUUGCAGUAUGGUGGUACAGUUUGAAGAGAUUGUUUUGUAGCUCCUUACAACCCUUUCUGUUCUUAACUUCCCUGAACAAUUUAGUGUUAUCAGUAAAUGUGUCUACCUCACUUGCUUGUCCCUAACUCUGGAACAUUUAUGAACAAGUCUAUUCUAUCACUGCCAUUGAUGAUUGCAUAAGUGAAAGAAUGCAUACACUUCAAAUAAUUUGGAUGAUGUUCUUCUAUCUAGAACCUAACUCAAAUAAGUAAGAAUGUUACAGCUGUAUAAGGCUGAAUAGCAACUCUUUUGAAGGAAGAGCUGUAGCAUAAAGUAAUGGUGAUAAGUGAGCUGAGAAAAUGCUGAGGUUUUCUUUGGCCUUGACAAGAUAUACUAGGCUACAAUCUGUAUGUUUGCAGGCCUGUUAUUCCCCGGUGUCAGGUUGUAAUUGUGGGGAGAAAAGAAUAUAGAGCCUAUUGAAGUUGGGUACUUUGACAUCAGUAUUAAUAUGUAUGCCACAUAAUCCUGGAGUGGUACAGCGGCGGGGCAUAUGCCCGUGCUGCCCAGGAUGGACGCGUUCCCGAGGGGGGCGGAGAACGCUCCCGAGGGGAGCGGGGCACGAAGGGUUCCCGAGGGGAGUGGGGUGCAUGGAGCAGCACACAUGCCCUGCAGCCAGGGGCAGAGUGAGCUGCCCAUGGCGGACAUUCGGCGCGCCGCCCCCCACGACUCCCAACCCUCCCCCAAGCUGUCAAAAUGAAGGGGGAAGGGGAGAAUGCCACCGGCAAAGUGUUGCAGCUCCCCCCCCCUUCCGCUGAUGGCUCGGGGUAGGCUUGGGAGUCGCAGGUAGGUGGCGCGUCAAAUGUCACCUCCCUCAGUGAAGACACCCAGGGCAGUCCGCCUCCACCACACACCCCUUCCUCCACCCCUGGGGGUAUUGAACUAACUUUUCUUCAGUGCAUGCCCAGAUAAAUUAAUGAACCUUAGUCAUGUUCUUAAUUUGAAUGGGCCUACUCAGAGUAAAACUCUGUCUCAUAGAUACGCUAGAAACUUUUUCUAUAAAUUCAUUUUACUUUCAGUGACUUUUUUUGUUGCUGCUUUUACAGUUGUUCAUAUUCAUUUGGGGGGAAAGUUUUUUGUUGCUGAUUUUAUGAAACUGUUAAUUUGAUUAGGAACUUCCAGUCAAUCAACAGCUACUGCAAAUGGAAUAAUAGCUGAUGACCAGCCUGUAAUGAAAAAGAGGAGAGGAAGGAGGAAGAAUGUGGAAGGAGUAGAUAUACUGUUUAUAAAUAGAAACAAAGCACCUAACCACGUAAGCAGAUGUGAAUUGAUAUUUUAAGUAUACAUGCUGUUCUGAUGUAAAUGUUAUCAAUUUUGAAGGCUUUAAUGUCUUUAGAUUGGCCAAAUAGAAGCCCAUCUGCCAGCCUGCUUCAGUAGAUUUCUUGUAUUGUACUACUGGUAUUAGCUUUGGCAUUGAUAUUACAAAAUGCAUUGACAUUCCCAUCCAGCAUCUUAUUUAAUCAGGUUCAUAUAUUUUUGCAAGACAAAACUUUUUUAGCAGGGUUGACAUCUUGAAUAUGUAACUGUGAUGUUUGCUUUCCAUUAAAUAUUUGUCUCUAGGUUUUCUUCAUAGAAUUAUAGAAUUGUAGAGUUGGAAAGGACCCCAAGGGUCAUGCAGUCCAACCCUCUGCAAUGCAGGAAUCUCAUCUAGAUUGUACAUGACAGGUGGUCAUCCAAACUCUGCUUUAAAACUUCCAGUGUUUUACCUCAUGUUUAAUCAGAAUUUAGUUUCUUAUAACUUGAAGCCAUUGGUUCAAGUCCUACCCUCUGGAGCAGGAGAAAACAAGCUUGCUCCAUCUUCCUUUAGAUAUUUGAAGGUGGCUAUCAUCUCUUCUCUGUCUCCUUUCAUCUAAGCCAAGCAUACCCAACUCCCUCAACCAUUCCUCAUAAGGCUUGGUUUCCAGACACUUUAUAAUUCUGGUUGCCCUCCUCUGCAUUUGUUCCAGCUUGUCAAUAUCAUUCUUAAAUGGUGGUGCCCAGAACAACACAUUACUCCAGGUGUGGUCUGACCAAGGCGGAAUAGAGUAGUGCUAUUACUGUACUUCCUUUGAUUUGGACACUAUACUUCUGUUGAUGCAGCUCGAGAGAGAGCUCUCAGACUGCAAUCAGCAAUCUCCAAUCAACUAAGUCAGGCAUAGGCGAACUCGGCCCGCCAGAUGUUUCGAGACUACAAUUCCCAUCAUCCCUGACCACUGGUCCUGUUAGCAAGGGAUAGUGGGAGUUGUAGUCCCAAAACAUCUGGAGGGCCAAGUUUGCCUAUGCCUGAACUAAGUAGAACAGUACUCAUAACACUUCGUAUUUCUGCAGGUUUGCCAUAGCAUUAAUGUCCCUCAGGUUGCUCCAGGAAUAAACCCAGCACUUCCAUAUGUACCAUCCCACGGCGUGUGUGAUGCAGAAAGCCCAGUUCCAGUUAUUAACUUGAAAGAUGGAACAAGACUUGCAGGCGAUGAUGCCCCUAAAAGAAAAGAUUUGGAGAAAUGGUUCAAUGAACAUCCUGGCUAUGUUGAAGAUUUAGGAGCUUUUAUUCCUGUAAGUAUUUCCAUUCAUUCUAACUGUGCUGUGAUAUUUGAAUAUAGCAAGCAAAUUCUGUGUAAUAUUCAUCUUUUAAUAUAGGGUUGUAAUUUUGAACACGCUAUGAGUACAUAUAUGAUAAUUUUAGCAUGGUUUGAGGCCAUUUGAAAAUAUUGUGGUGUUUAAUAUAAAACUUAAUGUGCAGCAUAUUUAAGAAGUAAAACCUUCAUUAAGUAGGUCCUUAAGCAUAAAUAUGUUAUUCAUAAGCAGCUUGAAUAAUAGUGAGAGCUCACAUAUAUAUAUAUUUAAUUCUGCUACCACAGAAAAUGCAGCUUCAUGAAGGAAGACCCAAACAAAAAAGGCACCGUUGUCGCAAUCCUAAUAAGCUGGAUAUUAAUAGCCUUACUGGGGAAGAACGUGUUCAACUAAUCAAUAGAAGGAAUGCUAGAAAGGUAUUUCUUUAACUUUUGUCAUCCAGAGACAUGCCAGCUUGGUGCCCUACCUCAAGGACCGCCUCUCCCUAUAUAAACCAUCACAGACUCUGCUUUCAUCAUCAGAGGCCCUUCUUUGUGUGCCUCCUCCAGAGGGUGGCAACACGAGAAUGGGCCUUCUCUGUAGUGGCUCCCCGUUUGUGGAAUGCUCUCCCAAGGCAAAAACAUUUCUCUUCAAGCAGGCUUUUGGCUGAUUAAUAUUCUGCAACCUUUUAAAUGUGUCUGUGGGAAGGAAGAGUUAUUUAUUUUGCUGUUUUGUUUUAAUUAUUUACUUGUUUUUAUCCUGUAUUUUAUUCUGUGAACUGCCCUUAGAUCUUAUGGUGAAGGGCGGUGUAUAAAUAUAAUAAUAAUAAUAAUGUGUCACCAUAACUAUUCUAGCACAUACAGAAAUGAGAUAGCUUGUUAAGCUAUGAGUGCAAACUGAAUGUUGGAUCCAUGAAGUAUACUGAUAAAUUUUUGAUCCUUACAUUUCAGGUAGGAGGUGCUUUUGCUCCACCACUGAAGGACCUGUGCAGAUUCCUGAAAGAGAAUUCUGAAUAUGGAGUAGCUCCUGAAUGGGCAGAUGUUGUAAAACAAUCUGUGAGUAGUAGAGGGAGUGUCAUUAUUUUGUAGCUUUACUUACCAAAGAAAGCAGGUUAGCCCUAAAGCAGUGUGAUCCCUGUUUUAAGCAGUUUAGAAACAACUAGGAAAAUUUUGAGCCUUGAGACCACUCUUGCUUAUUUGUAUUGUUAUGUGCCAUGUACAUUGAAGGCACUAUAUAAAGUAAAGUUCAAAAGCUGUAAAAGGCAGCUUUUGCAAAUGACUUUAUUUGAAUUAUUUUUCUGGUUUCCAGCUAACAUUCCUAACUAUGCUAUAUCUAUUCUACCAUAUUAUUGGCUAUGUUUGAAAUUGAUUUUAAUACUUAUUUUCUCAAUUUAGCUACAGCAUAUUUUUAAGAUGCAGAAAUAGGUAGCUGCAUUAAAGAAUGCAAUAACCCAAUUUUCAUUUUUCCCCCUUAGGGAUUUCUUCCUGAAAGCAUGUUUGACCGUAUUCUCACAGGGCCUGUUGUGCGAGAGGAAGUAAGCAGGAGAGGGAGAAGACCUAAAAGCGAGAUUGCCAAGGCAGCUGCUGCUGCAGCAACAGCAGCAGCAAGCAUACCAGUCAACCCUUUAUUAGCUAACGGGCUGCUGCCAGGGGUGGAUCUGUCUACUCUCCAGGCCUUACAGCAAAAUCUGCAAAAUUUUCAGUCACUGCAAGUGACAGCAGGCUUAAUGGGAAUGCCGACUAGUUUGAACACUGCUGGGGAGGCGAAAAACAUGGCUGCUGUGUUUCCCAUGCUGCUUUCAGGAAUGGCUGGCUUACCAAAUUUGCUAGGAAUGGGAGGACUCCUCACAAAAUCUACAGAACCUGCUUCCGAGGAAAAAAAGGGAAAUGACUCAAGAGAGCCCGACGGGAAAAAAGAAAGGACAGAGAGCCAAAAUGCACAUAAUGGUGGAGAAAACUCUGUGUCGGGUUCUCCUUCCACAUCAUCUGCUGCUGCUGCUGCAGCCGCCAGCCCCCUUGCUCUUAACCCCUUACUGUUGUCCAAUAUACUUUAUCCAGGGAUGCUUCUCACUCCAGGCCUUAAUCUCCAUAUCCCAGCUUUGUCCCAAUCCAAUAUUUUUGAUGUACAGAACAAUGAAAACAAUGGCACAGGCACAGCCAAGCAAACAGAAGAAAGGGAGGAAAAUUCUAGAGUUAAAGAUCAAGAAGACAAAAGGGGAGCAGAGCCUAGCUCUCGCAAUGAAAACAGCACAGAUGAGGGUUCAGAGAAAGCCGAUGCUUCCUCUGGGUCAGACAGUACAUCGUCCUCGUCUGAGGAUUCGGAUUCUAGUGAUGAAGACUGA
Messenger RNA from Podarcis lilfordi (Lilford's wall lizard), 56973 nucleotides. The record is from the annotation of a GenBank genome assembly. NCBI's taxonomy places the organism in Eukaryota, Metazoa, Chordata, Lepidosauria, Squamata, Lacertidae.